GUUUUCUUUUCACUCUAUCCAUAUCCUUUGCCGUUGCAACACAUCAAAUGGCCCACCGCUUUUUGCUCGACCUUUUCUCCCAUACUCGGUGGUGGUGGUGGUGAUGCGUGUUGGAGCAGCUUCCUGCACCAUUUGCCUCUGUGAUACCCACAGAGCUUGCAUACUGAGAAGCCCGCCUCUUGUCCCCUCUUGCUCUGUUGGCUGAUUGGAGCCAAUGAUCCGGCGGACCAAGCUGCAGUGGAGGACCGAAGGCACAGUCUUGGCCGUCCCAGGGCUCUGCAUCGCCCAUCCUUUCCUUCUCCACGUGCGCCAGAGUUCAAAGAUGGCCUCUUUCUGGGUGAGGUUGCCGUUCUUUGUUCGCUGUGCCUUUGUGUUGAAUCUUUACUGGGGGGUGGGGGCCAGGCUGGGGAAGUGGAAGGAGAUAGGAGUCAGAGCUCUUUCUUUGCCUUGACUUCGCUUUCUGGAGGGGCUCAACUACGAGUGAAAGGUGGGGGUUGGCCAAGAAUGUCUGUCCUGUUGUGACUUUUUAAAGAAAAUCCUCCCCCCGCCCACUGUGUUUGUUUUGUUUUGGCUGAUGCAGCCAGCAUGACCAAGUCAUGGAAUCAUAGAAUGUAGAGUUGGAAGGGAUCUCAAGGAUCGUCUAGUCCAAACCCCUGCACUGCAAGGAUCAUGACUAAAGAAUCCCUGACAGGUGGCCACCCAGCCUUUGCUUAGAAAUCUCCAAUGAAGGUGUGUUUACACCUUCCGAGGUUGACUGUUUCACUGUCAAACAGCUCUUACAAUAGGCUGGGCUUGCUUUCAUCAUGUAUUUCUACUUAAAUCUUCUUAGAUCUGGGAUGGGGAACCUGUGGUCCUCCAGAUGUUGCAGGACUUUGAAUCCUUCCUAUCUUUGUCCAUUGGCUGUGUUAGCUGGGCUGAUGGAAACUGGACUCCAGCAACUUCUGGAGGGCCAUGGGUUCUGCCCCUACCUGAUUCAGAUGCUGCGUUGGGGAGGCCAGAAGUUGCCCUGAACCAGAGUCUGCGUUUAAAUCGGCGGGCACCAGGUUGACAAAGGCUGUUCUGUGCUACUUCAGAGUGUGAGCCUCAACCUGACACUGCUGCUAAAGUUCCCUUUCUGCUGGAGGAGAUCAGCGAGGAAUCUGUACAGUGGCCUCGUGCCACGACUGUCCAGGCCACUCCUAAGGCCAACACAAAAGGUAAGGCCGAGUGUUGGCAGCAUAGCAAGAGAGGAUGUGGCCUUAGUUGGAUUCCAGUUCUGAAGCAAGGGUCAGUGCCCUGAGGGUAGCAUCCUAUUGCACUGUAUUUGGAAUACUGUGUGCAGUUCUGGUUGCCUCACCUCAAAAAGGAUAUUGAAGAGUUAGAAAAAGUUCAGGAAAGGGCAACCAAAGUGAUCAAGCAGAGGGAGCAACUGUCCUAUGAAGAAAGGUUGCAGCAUUUCAGUGUAGAGAAAAAAGGCGAGUAAGAGAUAAUAGGAUAGAAAUUUAUAAAAUUGUGCAUGGGAUUGAAUUAGAAUAGAAUAUUCUAAUAUUCUAAUGCAUGGCAUGGAGAAAGUGGAUAGAGGAAUGGUUUUCCUCCCUCUCUCAUCUCACUAGAACUCGUGGACAUCCAGUGAUGCUGAAUCAGCAAGCAGAAUAAUAGAACUGGAAGGUAUCAUCUAUUCCAACCUCCUGCAAUGCAGGAAUCUUUUGUGCAAUAUGGGGCUCGACUCCAUGGCCCCGAGGUCAACAGUCUCAUGCUCUGCCGACUGACUGUUGAGAGAUUUGGGAUAGAUAAAAAGAAAGGACUUAUUAACACAGUGCAUAAAGUUAUUAAAUUUGCUCUCACAAGAGGCGCUGAUGGUCAGCAAUGGCUUUAAAAGAGGAAUGGGCAGAUGCAUGGAGAAUAAGGCUAUCAGUGACUACUAGCCAUGAUGGAUCUGCUCUGCCUCCGCAGUUGGAGGCAGCAGCAAGGAUUUUGAGUAUCAGUUGCUGGAAACCGCAGGAAGUGAGGGAGCUCUUAUGCCUGAAUCCUGCUUGCGGGUUUCUUACAGGCAUUACAAAUGUGGCUUUGCCAUACAACAGCAUGUGCAAGGUUGCAAGCGGGGACGUUCUCCUACUGCUAAAAGGUCAUCUCCCCCACCUUAACUGGUGCUUUGGGGCUAUAGCAGCAAAGACAUUGCUUUGACGUUGGAGAUAGAGCUAGGUGCCCUUCACCUCCAUCAGCCCCAGCCUCCUACAGCUAUGCUGGGAGGGACUGCCGGCAACUGUAGUCCAAAAUGCCUGGGGCGCCUCAGUUUGUGGAAGGGCAGUACUAGGGGACGGUUCCCUCGCUUCCAACUUUUUCUUCAGGUUCUCAUUAACACUUGAGCUGUGCAAGGAUGGAUUACUGGCUGAAGUGUGUUAGGCUAAGCUGGAUAAGUGUCCCUGUGACUAAACCUUGGCUUGCACACUUCUUGUUGCUUAUGACGGGCCAAUUUGCUCCUAAUUCGUCCUGAUGGUGGUGGGGAGAGAGAGGGCGCGGGGCCAGGGUGAACAUAGUUGUGCCUUCUCAAUGUCCAAACUGUAAAAGCAUUUCCUCUGGACUCUGGAAUCUUUCCUUCCAAAUGCCACUGGCUUUCUAACUUGAGCAGCGGUGCAGGCUGCUUUCCAUCCCGUUUGAAGGCAGAUUUCAGGCAACACGGGGGGAAGGUUUUGACCCCAAAGGAGCAUGCCUCGGAUUGUUGUGGCCGUGUGUCACCCGGCAGGUUAAGUUUACAGCGUGUCGUGCAAUUGCCUUAUUUGUAUUGGACAAGGGAAAACAAACGAGGCAGGAGACGGGAGAGCUGUCUGGUAUGUUCUUGAUGCGCCCCAAACUACAAAUAGCCCACAGUGGCGGGGUUGGGGGGGUGGAGGAGGAGGCAUGGGGCAUCUCAGCCACAAGCGUAGUGCUACUUUUAAAAUGAUAAAUAUCACGUCUGUAACCUCCUAUAAUUUUAGGUCACCCGCAAGCAUGGCCUGAAUUCCUAGCAUGGGGGCAGGUAUAAAAUUAGAGGAUUUAUUUUCAGAUUGUGGCCGCUCUGUUGGGGGUCUUGAAUGUGGGGCUUUUCAGAAAGCUACACUCUGAUCAAGGUUGGCCCUCGGUGAUUUUGUUGUCAAAUCCUGGGAGGUUUAAUAUGGCAAUAAAUCUGCAAAAAAAAAAAAGUGGGGGGGUCUUCCCCAAGCAUCUUGUAUUCAAAAAAACAACAGCUUUUCUCCCUGUGUGCAGCACUUUAAAACGGACAAACUGCAUCUUGGCAUGAAUUGCAAUUGUUGGAGUAGUUGAGAGUAGGAACCCAUUGCUAGUCCCUGUCUUUGCAAUGAUCAUGUUUCCUUUUUUCCUUCCUGCAUUUAUACCUCACCUUUUCCCUCCAAGGAUCUCAAAGUGGCAGACAUGGUUCUCCUCAUUUCACUCCCACAACAACCCUGUGAGGUAGGUUAGGCUGAGAUGGGGUUGCCAUACAUACGGAAUUUCCUGGACAUAGCCAGAAUACUGCAGUUGGAAGCAGUGUCUGGGCGGAAAUCCAGAUGUAUGGCAACCAAUGUCAGAAGUCUAGAUUUUGGCGAUUUUCCUGAAAAAUGGCUAAAAACUUCUUCUUUUUUGAGAUUUUGCAAAAAAAAGCUAAACAACUUGGGGCAAUUUUUUUAAAAAGUUCAACAACUUUUGUGUUCGGAUUUUCACUUUUUGAAAUACAGUGGUACCUCGAGUUAAGAACUUAAUUCAUUCCGGAGGUUUGUUCAUAACCUGAAACUGUUCUUAACCUGAAGCACCACUUUAGCUAAUGGGGCCUCCUGCUGCCGCCGCACAAUUUCUGUUCUCAUCCUGAAGCAAAGUUCUUAACCCAAGGUACUAUCUCUGGGUUAGCAGAGUCUGUAACCUGAAGCGUCUGUAACCCGAGGUACCACUGUAUUGCAAAAUUAGGCUGAGAGGUGUUGAUGGGCCCAAGGUCACCCAGCUGAGAGCUUCAUUGCAGAGUUGGGAUUUGAACUCAGGUCUCCCAGAUCCUCAUCUAACAUUCUAACUACUAUACCAGCAAGAGGAUUCUGUGAGUGUUCCCGUAGUUUUUGGGGGAACAUGCAUUAUCAUGCAUUAUUAUCUAGACACCUCUUGCUAGCACCAAUCUUCUGCUUGUGCAAAUAAAUGGUUAGCAGCCUUUAUGGCAUGGAGCUGCUGGCUAUUCCUGUGCUCAGAACAAGAACUGUUUGGUGGCACUGAGAGAUCUCGGAACAUUCAGAGGGUUUGCAGUGAUGGCUUUGUAGCUCGUAAAGAACUCCAACCUCCCCUGCCCCAUCCCAGCGGCUUUUCUUGUCUCCUCCUAUUGCACAGACCUAUGUUUGCAAUCGCAUGCUAGAAUCAUAGAAUUGUAGAGUCGAUGGGACCCCAGGGGCCAUCUAGUUCAACCUGCUGCAGUGCAGGAAUCACAGCUAAAGUAUGAAUGAGAACCGGCCCACCUGUAUACAGAGUCUUGCGGCAGCUGAAGUGGAUGCUCUCAAGGCAAAGCAUCGUGAGGCUUAGAUGCGACAGACGGGCCCUGAUAAGUCAGUUAUGAUCUAAGCUGUUCCCCGGGGUCUUGUCUCAUUUUGCUAAUGGCUUCAUAUUUUAGAUUUGAGCUCCAUAUGUGACUUUAAUUCUUCUGCAUCAGCCUUCCCUAAGCAGCCAGCAUGACCAGAUGGAGCAAGCCUGUUUUCUGCUUCUCCAGAGGCUAGGGCCCGUACCAGUGGAUUCAAAUGACAAGGAAGAAAAUUCUGACUUAGCAUUAGGAAGAACCUCCUUGAUGGUAAGAACUGUUUGACAGUGGAAUGGACCACGGCGCUCAUUCCUUGGAAGGUUUUAAACAGAGGUUGAAUGGACAUCUGUCAGGUUUAAUUUAGCUCUGAUUCCUUUGUUUUAGGGUGUUAUACUAGAUGACCCUUGGUACCUCUUCCAAUUCUACAAUUCUAUGAUUCACAGAGUCACUGCCUCUGUGACUCCUCUCCUUUGUCAGAAGCUCUCCAGCUGUGUGGAGAUCCUGGUAGGGAGAGUGCCCAGGUGGAAGGGACCUGAUGAGGCCUCUUAGGAGCUAAACUCCUCCUGCCUGCAGCAUCUGUUCCCCGUCCCCCAGACAUUAAGUUUCUCCAUUGAGAUUCUUUCCUGAGCCAACAUGGAAGGAUCCUUUCUAACUGCAGUGUGGAAAAAAAUUGGGUUUCUUUUGCCAUGGUAAACAACCCUGAUAAGAUCGGCCAUCAGAUCUUGUGGAAAGCGUCAUCUUCAGGAAGCAGACUCGCAUGACAUCUGACCCUUUGGAAAGAGGUGGAUGGUCCCCCUCAUGCUGGCUUGUAUCAGGCUGGAGGAAGGCUGGGUUACAUCAAUGCUAAUUCCAGACAGCUGGCAGUCUUACUGCAAUGGGUCCUAUUGGAAUCCAAGUAGGGUCAUUGUCUGGAGCAGGGGACUGGCUUGCAUCUUUCUGUAUCUUCUUUUUCUCCACAUAAAACUAUUAUUCCCAUUGGGUACUCUGAAAAUAUUUGUUUCCCUCCCUCCUCAUUAAAAGCCUCUUUUUGGGGUGGGGUGGGGUCAGGACCCAGCCACCCAUCCUUUUAAGAGCAUAAGCCAGUGGUCCAUCUUGUCUAGUAUCCCUGUCCUCACAGUGGACAACCAGAUGUCUGUGAGAAACCCACAAGAGCCCUCUCCCCUCCUGUGGUUUCCAGCAAUCGGUAUUUUGAAGCAUUUCUGCUGCCAAUUCUGGCAGCAGAGAACAGCUUCCCCAGCUAGUAGCCAUCGAUAGCUCUCUCCUCCAUGCAUUUGUCUAAUACAGUGGCACCCACUGCCACUUCCGGGACUGAGUUGCAGAGUUUAACCAUGUGCUGUAUGAAUAAGUCCUUCCUUUUAAUUUCCCCUGAAUCUCAUGGGCGUACCAAAUAUUUGUAGGGGAAGGGGCAAACUUUUUUGGGGGGGCCCAGAACCUUAAAUUUGUAUUGAUUUGGGGGGCAACUGCCCCCCUUGGCUAAGCCCAUCCUGGGCCUUGACCCAUAACUAUCAAUAGCACUUGCACCCUUGCCCCAUGGGCCUGUGGCUGGUGCCCUUUCAGGAUGCAAGGGUGGCCAUGCAGGCCACACAUCCAGGCCUGCUCAGCUUCAGCAAGGUUAGUGGGGGGGGGUCGUCUCUUUGGCAAAUUUAUUUAUUUGUUAUGAUUUUAUAAUGUAUAUAAAACAGACAAAAAGAUAAAAAAACCCCUAUAAAAUGGGCACGUAGAAUGAGUUGGACAUGAGUUAAAACAGCAAAUCCAAGAAAAGAUUGUCAACUUUAUCAGAUCUUAGCAAUGCGAGCGUUCGAUGCGCCACUGAUUCCUGGCUAUUUCGCCCGCGCUAUGCCAGGCGCGGAGGGCAGCCCAACCUGCCUCCCACCCGGGCGGCUGUAGCUGCCGCUCCUCCAGCGCAGGGUCCGCGCGGCCCUUUUUAAAUCUGCCCAGCCUCCCGCCUCCUCCCCGCCUAGGGGGCGUGGCCCCACAGGCACCUGGCCAGCCCCGCCCCUCUCCCGACCCAGGUACGGAGUCCUCGCUCAGGGAGCCGCUUGCCGAAGGAGACCAAGGAAGUCCCGCCCUUCCCCCGAGGAUCCGCCUCCCCAAUGGCUGCAGCGGGGGCCUGGCCGUCUCCCAUUGGCCGGGUGUGGGUGGAGGGGCGGGGCGAGGAAAGGGGCGCCGGCGCCGAGCGUCGUCCCGUCCCGAAGUCUGAGGGGCAGCGGUGGCGGCGGCAGUAACAUCAUGAAGAGCCUCAAGUCCCGCCUGAGGAAGCAGGAAGUGUCGGUGGCGGGAGGCGGUGGCAGCCUCGGGGGGGUGAGUGGCUGGGGGGGAGGGCCAGGUGAGGAGGGCGCUGAGGGGGCGAGAGUGAGGGGCAGCCUCAGGCCAAGGGAGGGGGAGGGGCAGCCUCAGGGCAAGUGGGGGCAGAGGGGUGGAAAGGGAAAGUGGGGAGAACUUGGGGGGGGCUCUGGCAUGCAGCUCCCGUCUUUCCAGGGGAUACAGCGAGGGAGGUAGUUGGAGGGUCGUCUGGAAGAGGGAGGGAAAUGGGGUAAUGUGUGACCCACAAAACGGAAUGGGGGGAGGGACAAUAGGAGCAGCAGCAAAGUCACGCUCUUCCUUGUUUUGACAUAUUUUUCUCAAAGCCCCCGCGCUCGCCCUCUUUUUUUUUUUGUGUGGGGGAGGAUGGAGAUCCAAAUCCCGAGGUAGGAAAGUUUUCGCCCUUAAUCCAGUUGCCACAGAUCUCUCCCUCCCUCCCUUCCUCCCUCCCUCUCACUGUUGCAUGGGUUGCACUUUCCAGGGCAACGUAAGCUCUGCAUUUGUUGUCACACACACACACAAAUAAAAAGCUGAAUGAGUUUGGCCCUCCUCCUGAUGCUGGUGCUGGCAGAAUUUACGUGCAGUUGAGAAGGCCUCCCCUGCAUAGCAAUCUUCUGCACUUGCUGAGCAAAGCUGAAAUAGGAGCACCCAGGAAAUGUUCUGUGAGAGCAAAAGAGAUGGAAAGCUGCGUGCCAUGUUUUUGAAAAUAAGUUCAUCUGGGAAACUGUUCAGCCGCUCUCGAAGUGAACUAAAAAGGCUUCUUGGUUAAACUGCUUCCCUUGAAAGCACCAAAGUGAGUUGUUGAACACUUUGUGCAUUCAAUUUCCCCCCCUGAAAAUGUGUUAAGAACUUUUUUAAAAAAUAUGGAUAUAGGCAUGAUGAACAUUAUCUUAAUUAAGUUUGACAUGACUUCACAAAAGAUGAAGAUUUAUUGUAUCUCAGCCCAAAGUGUGUUGUUGUCAUCCAUCUGUCUCAAGAGACAAUGGAGUGUGUCCCUGGGGGUGAAGUCAAACUGUUGCAGUAGUGUGUAUGGUUGGAAAUAAGUUUCAUUGCUUCCAGCCAGACAUACUUCCAACUAUGUAGAUUUGAGACAACAGCCAUAAAAUGAUUAAUUAUGCUUUCUUUGAAUAUACAUUGGAAAGGGCCCUGUUCACUUAAGUUGUUUAUUGGUUCUCAAACUUUUUUCAGCAAACCACUUAAGAAACUUUUUUUUUGUUCUGUAAAGCAAAGCACAUGUUUAACUAGUAUCUUAAUAACCAUAGUAUUGUCUUUUCUAAUGUGAUGAAUGUACCUGUUCUUGUGAACAAAAGUUAUUUGAAGUUGGGUUUGUCAGUUGCAACAUUUUUCCUGCUUCUGUAUUUAGACUUGAGGUGGAGUGAUGAAAAUCCCAUAUUGCGCUAGUGCUGUUGUAUGAAAAUCAUGGGCCAUAGUCUGUUUAGUAAUCUGGUCCCAGCUCUAAAUGGUCUUGUCAGUCAUCAAAAAAGAAGAAGAAGAAAUCCAGUUGUUCCACAGCUUUUCCCAGGACCACCUAAAGGGAACUUGCAGUUCACCAGUGGUCUGUGACCACUGUUUGAGAACCUCUGAUGUGUCUGAUCCACAGCCUGAAUCCAUUUGUGUGCCUCUUACUUCACAUUAACGUCUGUGGGAAGUGAAGUAAGCAGGCAGGUGAGGCAAACCUUGAUGACUUCAGGGCAAGUACUGGAAUUUCACGGUAGAGUUGUGUACCUGUUAAUGACUUUGGUUGUCAUCACAGUGACAAGACUCUGAGAUACUUGACAAGAUACAUGCUAAAUUAGUCAUCUUUAAUUUGGCAUGUCGGAAAACCACACUCUUGUUACCAGGAAGGGAGGCACCUCAGGGUGAAUUCACAUGGGAAGAGAUUGAGGUUAUGUGUUGUGUUGGGGUCUGAGAGGAAGGCGCUGAAUAAUUUGUUUGAGGACUUUGUUGUUUUUUUGCUUUGAUUGCAUGACAGAUAAUCUAUAAUUAUUCCUUCAUGCUCCAUAACUGUGGAGUGCAUCUCCCCCCCUCCAGUAUUUUUCAUUAGCUGCUGCUGGUGGCUGUCACACACCUUUAGUGUGCUGUGUUUGGUGUCAGUCUCUCCUUCAGUAAAAUCUUCUCAAAUUGUUGGUAGUCUUUGACCAAUCCCCAGAAAAUGAUGCUCCCAUCCAUCAUUGGAACAGCUUGAUGCUGAGGCUUUGGAGCUGCUUAUGUCACAGGGGAACUUUGCAGCUCUGUUUCUUUCUUGCUAUGAGGCGGCACAUAAGUCCAUGUCUAACCUCAGUUCUUUUCCCCUGCUGCUCUUAUAGAAUAGGAAUAGAGCAACCUCUCUCACAAACUUGAUGAAAUGAAUUCAUUUCUCUUGCAAAAGGUGUUAUAUGACCUGCGGGUAUACGGUGGUAUAUAACUUCAAUAAAUAAUAAUAAGUAAUAAUAAUAUGGAAAUGAAUGAAGGUGUGAAAAUGGAACAAGGUGUAGUGCCUCCGUACUGAAGUGCGUUCAUAAUUAGAACAUGUUUUUGCUUCUUGGUGUUAUGGAUUGUUAAUAUAUGGGAGAAAAAGUGGUAUUGGGAACCUUAACAUUGGGCUGACUGUGAUUGUGAAAGCAACAGUAGAGCUGAGCAAGCUACCCUCCCCCCCCGACAACAUGUUUUUUAGAUUAAGACUUAUGCAUAUGCAUACAAAGUUAAAAUGAGGUAUAAAGCAUAUCAACCUCUAUACUGAGGCAGAACCUUAAAUAUUCAUCAGAUUAUGGUCAGAGUAAAAUAAAGCCACUUGUGCACCCUUGACCAAAUCCCUUUCGGGAAGGUGAUGGAUGGCUUUUGGCAAGCUGUUGAAAUUUGUGACUUUUAGAGUGAGUCAAUAAAUAUGCUAGAGGGAGGAACUUUCUAACCUGCUCAGGGACCCUUAGGGUGAAGAGUGGAUAAUAAAUUAAAAGAACUUGUGUACACACAAACUCGUUCUUUAGAAGUAGCUCAUUUUUUAAAGAUUUUGCCAGACUUAUUUUGCUAUGGAACCUGUUGGUCUAGGCUGUUUUGACACAUUCAUGCCCACUGAACCAUAGCUAGUGUAGGCUCCAAAUGGGUGGAAUCUCCUUUGCCCAUUAUUAGCUUACCUGACCACAUACAUCAAUCAUUAGUGCUGUAUCAGCUGUUUGGAAGAACAAAUUCUUAUUUACAAAAACUCAUUUGCUUUGUUGUCUGGAAAUUAUUGCUGCUUGCCAAAGGCAUCCAGACCAAUGCAAGCCAGUACUGUAGACAUACAACCUGUACCAUGAAAUUAGACAUUGUCUCAGCAUUCUUUUUUUCAAACUUAUCUCCUGUUUUGAUUCAAAUGUUGAAAAUAUGAGCGCUUAAGGAGGGUUUUCCUUGAGGCGUUUGUGGCACAUUUUUUUUUGUGUAUGCAUGUUUUGCACAUGAAAUAGUGCUAGGGUUGUGCCCAUUGUGUGUGAGAACACACAUUUGGGAUGUGUAAAGUGAGAAGAUGAGGUGUGUAGGAAGUGCUUGGGUUUUGUUGCAUUAGGAAGGUAAUUCACUUAUUUCGUAACAUCUCAAGUCAAGCAACUCUUGCUCUCAGCCUACUUUUGAAUUUGGAAUAGGCUGCAAACCAAGGAAUCAAGUUGGCUUGCUACGCCUACUUUGGCUAAAAUGGAUCCCCUCAAAAGGAAGGCCGACAGGGAAAAAUUCAGAACUGUCAUAAACUAUAUAAAUGGUUGUAACUCUGAUUUCAUGAGGGCUAAUGAUUGACGUUGAGAUUCAUGCAGGCAGAACUCGGAGCUUUGCCCAUUGAGAUGGUUGCUGAAAAUCUGCAUAUACUCAGGACAGUGAAAGAUGAAGUGUUGUGUGUUUAGGCCAGAAAUGAGGAACACAGAGGACAAAUUUGAGGAGGACAGUUUCCUCCUAGAAUAUGCCAGCAACUCAGCCUCUUCAUUGCAGUCGGACUUGGCAGUAUCUGACUGCACACUGAAGUUAGCCUUUCUGUCAGUUGCUGAACUUUGCUCCUAAUGUAGAUCUUCUUUCUGGGCAUUUUUUUUUUAAUCACAACUGGAUUUUGCCCCAUGAAUUGUAUCUUGUGGAAAAGUACUUUUUGAGACCCAUGACUCCACCCGCCUGAUACAGCCUUUACACAGCAGCAGAAGCAAGGAGGGGCUCUUGCUGUGUGAGUUUUCCAUUUCAUUGAUCAGACUUUGGCUAUUGCAUGCUGCAAUUUCUGCUGUGCCUGGAUUAAUUACUGGUCAUAAGCUUGCAUCACUCAUUAAUUAGCAACGUUGAGGCAAUCCGAGGUCAUUUGUGUCUGUAGUCAUAGAAAGCCAGGCCCAGUGUGUAACUAUGGGAAUGCUGUUAUUACCUCCUCUUUCUGAAACAAAGAUUUUCAUUCUGUACUCCUUGAAUUUAAAAGCAGCCUUCACAUUAGCUGGCAUGCUUGCUCCAUGACGAUAUAAAUAUAAUAUAACUGGGAAAUGGGCAGUUUAGGUUUGUUUUGGCAGAUUUACUACUUGCCUGCUACAACCCCAAGAUCCACCAACCAGAGCUGGGUGCAAAAGAUGGUUGGAAGAAAAGAACAGAGUGCCUCCAAGCAUAGAAAUUUCUUUUCAGUACCAGACUUGAGCUCCUUUCUUUCACACACACAAAAUGCUGCUCCUAAUUCACUUCCUUCAUUUUGGCAGCCUAAUUUGGGUGGAAAAGGUCCCUUUGUUAUUGCUAUUGGAGUCAGCAACCCAUGUAGAUCUAUUGCAAGUCUCCCAAGAGAUCUACCAGUAGAUCCAAAUCUGCCUUCUACUCACCCUUGAUGUAAUUUAUUAAGUUUAUAGUAAUGCUGAUCCCAGCUCUGUUCUUAAAUUUCCCCAGAUCAGUUAGGGGUGGGGGUGUGUGUGGAGGCAGUGGAGUUUGAAUUGGGGCACAGGGUUAUCAGCACAUUCAGUGGGCAGCUUCCUUCCUUUGUUCAGAUUUUGCAUUCAACAAACAGCUUUGUGGAGACUCUUCUGACCCUUAAUGUGAUCAGAUGAAAGGGAAAGGUGGCCCUUUUCUUGAGAGCAAACAGAAUGCUGAGCAUCUGAUACUGGUUAUGCUGACAGCCUUAGCUUUCCUGCAAACUGUUUACAUAGGUUUGCACCUUGGUUGCCAUCUUGGUUUAAAAGUUCUUGGAAGAGAGUAGCAGUUAAGGUGGUGGUGUUGUAGGUGGAAUUGCUUACUUCAAGGGCCAGAAACCUCAUGCAAUUGUCACACUCUUUGUAACACUGUUGUUGUUCUUUGUAACACCUGGUAUUGGUUUUUAUUUUAUUUUCUUAAAACAAACCUCAGCAAAGUGUUUAUUUUUUGUUGUUUUGCUUCUGUGACAUAAGCCACUUGAGUGUGAUAGCAAUAGUUUUCAAAAAACAAAUGUAUGCUGAUUCCUGCUUUAAAUAAGAUGGCAUUAGAGGACUACCAAUUCCCUAUGAAAUUGGAAACUUUCCAUACAGUUUCAUAGGAAGGGACAUUACCAUGUUGCAUCAAUCCCAGGGGAACUUGUGGCCCCAUUUGCAUCAGAGAUGGGAGCAGCUGCACACUUUCUAGCUGCUCCAAGCUAUUUUUACCUGUAGGAGAAAUAAACCACAUGUUUUAAAGAUGGAUUUUGGACCACCUAGAAUUUGGUGGAGUGUGGAUUUCAGAGAGGGGCCAUGUUCUAGUGUGCAACUCAGUCAGGAGUUGCAGGUCAAAAGAGCUAGCUGUGGAAUGCAGACCACUGCACCCCCUUCCUCCAGUUCCUCCAGCAUUCCCUACUCUGUGCUGCUCAUGGGAAUAUGGAUUUUAUGCGGAUAUGUGUGGGGUCUUGAUUGCUGUUGGCUGGAUCAGUGAUAUUCUGUGCCAAAUUGCACAGCUAUUACUUUACUAACAAGUGAUAGUGGACAUAACCCUCCUUGUUCCAAACUCAGGAGUCUUAACCCAACUGAAGGCAGAUCAUUGGCAGCUUCCCUGCAGAGUCCAGCGAUUGCAGCCGAAGAGAAUGUUGGAUUUUCAGCUUUGCUUAAAAGAACUGAGGAGAUCUGCCAAUGAACGAAAUCAUUAUGGCCAAGUUGUAGAUUUCUUCCUGGGAGUCUCAACUGAGUCUUGCAACGGCAUGUUUCCAUGCUUCAGAAUUACUUCAGCAUGCUCUAUUGCUCAGAAGCAUACUUUACUGAACUGUUUACUGAUGUGUGUUUGUGUGUUUUUCAUAUAUAGGGAGUGGACAUUUAUGCAACUUCUUCUGAGAAGAAAAAUGUGUGCCUUGAAUGAAAUGCUAUUAGUGGUUAAAUAUGUCAAGACUUGCCUGUAUUAAUUACAGGGUGGAGGGUUAAUCUAAAACCUGCUGUUCUACAGUUCUAGAGUACACUGUCAAGUCAUUGCUCUUCCAGCAGGGGAGGGGCCAGUGCUGCUCACUGGUGGAGCAGAACCUGCUUUGCAUAGGGAAAGUCCCAGGUUCAGCCCCCCAACAUCAUGGCAGCCUGAUGCCCUCCAGAUGUUUUGGAAUAGGACUCCCGUAUUCAUCCUGGCUGGAGAGUUGUAAUCCAAAACUCCUGGAGGGCACCAGAUUAAGGAAUGCUGAUCCACAGUGAAAAACUGCCUUAGGUAGCACAGUUGGCAAUGACUUUCCUCUCCUUGAGAACCCUGCUAGCCAGAGAAGAUGAUACAGGCCUGACUUCCUGUAAGGCAGUUUUGUACACUCAGUGGAUAGCUGCAGGCUUAGGCCUGUGAUUCUUUGGCCUGCGCUUGCACUACAUUCAGGUUUACCUGACUAUUGCAUAGGGAUGUAAGGUGGCAGCCAUCUCCAUCCUGUCCUGCAUUCAUUGCAACAACAACAACAACAAAAAUAGUAAAAAUAAUAAAAAUAAAUGUAAUAAAUUGCAUUUAUAGCCCACCUUUUUCCUCCAAGGAGCUCAAGGUGGCAUACAUAGUUCUUUCUCCAAGUCCUCAUUUAAUCCGCACAACAACCCUGUGAGGUACGUUAGACUGAGAGGCAGUGACUGGCCCAAUAAGCACUGUUUCUAUUCCACUACAGCUCUGCUUCCACUAAAACCUACCUUAUUCAUCUUGCUGCCAGCUGUGGCUGAAAUGUACACAAUUAAUUUCAGUGCAUGUCAAUGGAAGUAAAAUGUCAAAAACAAUGCAGGGAAUAAUGCAAUUUAAGUAAUGUUUGUGGGUUUAAAAGACAGCCCUAGCGAAAACGACUCCUAUUUGCUUGCAUGAUUUUCCGUCCUGACCUCUUACAAACAUGCACAUUGUGGAAAUUCUCUUAACUUUCCUACUUUUGAGUGAGGCUCUUAGGUCGGAUUGCUUGCAUUAGUAUUCCAGCCUGCGCAAAUCACAGGCACCUCCAAAUCUGUCAGCUAAGCUCUGUUGGUUUCCCUUUGAAAGGGAUAUUUCCAUUUUGUCUUUCCAUUUCAUAAUCGGAAAUAAAGCACUCUUGCCAGUGUGAGUGAUGGCAUGUAAACAUCAGCUGGAUUUAAUUUUGUUUGUCUCUCAGACUGUGUGUAAGAUUGGGGGGGGGUGCCUGUAUAUGGAGGUGGCAGUGGGGUCCUGUUUCUUUCCAAACUAAACAUAAGCUUCAAACUCCUUUUUCUUGUGGGAAGAGUAGAAGUGUGUGAAAGUGCUUCCUCCUGUUCCUUUUGUGGGUGUUUGCUUGGAAUUUAUUCUACCCUCGAGAAGCCAUCUCAUAACUGAUGGCAGACUUUCUUUAUUCAUUAAGGUGCCACAAGACUUAUUCCUUCCACCCCACUUUGGUGAAGACACUGACAUUUGCAAAACACACACUUUAUGAGCUGGGCAAUUAAACUGAGAAAGCUGCCAGCUAAUUGAGAAGGAGCAGGCUGUCCCUCCCACAUGUAACAGGAAGGUCAGUCUCUUCCUGUGAUGUUUUAAUCUUUCUGGAAUGCUCUCCUCCUUUGGCUAAAUCGUGAGUUAGGGUGAAUGUAGCUUUAAUGAUAAGAAAAAAGCAGUUCCCCAAAUAUUUUUCCAAGGGGACGUGUCUAUGCUGGGUGAGGCAGGCUUGAGUUUGAAGAAACUUCAUGGGAGAGUUUUAGUUCAUUCUCAGGAUUUGAUGCCUAUUUUUCCAGAUGUGUAAGCAAAUUUUCCUCAAGGCCAAUUGGCUUGUGACCCUUCCAUUUCCUCCCCACCCCUCCUUCCGUGUCCACUUGUAAAGAUUUACUUAUUUGCUUAAACCAUUCUGCAAACACCUUGGUGUGGUGUAGUUCAGGCAUUGCCAAGCUGGUGCCCUCCAGAUCUUUUGUAACCACAAUUCCCACCAGCUGUUGUACAAAACAUCUGGAGGGAGCCAGCUUCACGAAGGCUGGUAUAGCUUGUUCAUCCCUCAUCUCCACUUGCGGCACAGUCUAGGACUAUAUGGGUUGUAUUCAGGUCCUAACCAAAGUUAUUAAUUUCAGAGAGUCUAGUCUGAAAAGAACUAGCAUGGAAUAUCACAGUAUCUGUUUAACUGUCAGAGAUGCUGACAUAUUGAGGACCAUGUAUUGGGACUCCAAGCAGUUUGGCUAACUGUGCCCAGUUGCUGCUAUGCCAAUGACUUCCCCACUGCCCCAGUUUACCCCCAAAUUCUCAGAAUUGUUGCUACUGUAUGCAGACUUGUGACUUAAAGAGCAAAUCUGUUCUUAGAUACACUCCACAGAAAAAUAUUUAUUUUUGUGAGCAAUGUUGGUAUCCAAUAUGUUGCUUGUAGUGGUGUGCGGUGAUUUUUUUUUGUAGGGGAACAGUUAAGGCCAGAGGUGUCAGCUUGCAAGGACGAUUGUGGGGAUGGGAGGACUGGGAUGACAAUGUGCACAUGAGCGAUGUUGCACACAUGAGCAUCGUACCUCCCUCCUUAAGUCAGGCAGAAGCUUCCCAGGCUUUGGGAAGGAGGUACCAGGGGAAUAUUUAGGGAACUAGCCUAGUCCCCUGACCGCACCCCACUGGUCACUUGAUAGUAUUAAAGCUAUUUAUUAUGUUAAAUAAGGUAAUGAGAGACUGUAUAGCAGAGGAAAACCCAUAGAGGAAGAGCCAUCUGCCUUGCGUGUAGCAGGUCCCAGGUUCAUUCCCCAGCAGCUUUUCCAGGUAGGACUGUGAAAGACCCCAUUCUGAAACCCUGGAGAGCUGCUGCCAGCCAGUGUGAACAAAACUGAGCUAGAUGGACCAAUGGUCUGACUCAGUAUAUGGCAACUUCCUAUGUUUUCCCCAUGAGGAAGGCAAACGACCAGCAGUAGGUGGGGUCUACUGGAAAUCAUGACUGGUUGUGUUUAUGAUAAAGAAAUGUGUAUGGACUGAGUGCUGUGUGUGUUUCUGCAUGGCUUUCAGAGUGUCAUCAAGGUGGGGUGCCAUCUACAGAGGCACUCGCUUUGGCAGGUAGCCCGUUUUAAAAUAAAAGCUGCUGUGUGGUUGGAAGCCUGUGCCUCUGUGUGUCUUGGCAGGAGAAUCACUAGUGUUGCUGUUCUCGUGCUACAAGUCCGGGCCAUGAGGCAGGAAGAAGCAAAAAGGGGAGGGUGUGUGUGUAAACAAACAACCACUAAUUUCACAUGAGCAUCUGUGGCAAAAACGACGGUGGAGGGAGAGAUCUUGAUGGCCCACAUACACACUUUAUACUGAGUUCCCAUUUGGCAGCAAAUGCUGCUUAAGAAUGAAUAGUUGGGGCAAGGCAUGGUUACCAAAUGCAUGAGUGUGGGACCCCCUGCUGCUAAUUCUUUCUGUGUGUAGUCUGGCAUCAUGUGAGGCAGGCUAGGGACAUGCAUAAACAAGUACAGCCAGUGCAUUUGGAGAACCAGUGUGGUGCAGUGAUUAGUGUGUUGGACAAGGGUUCAAAUCCCUGCUCAUCCGUGAAGCUCACUGUCUUGCAACCUCACCUUCCUCACAGGGCUGUUGUGAUUAUAAAAUGGGGAGGAAGAGAACCUUAAGCUCCUUGGAGGGAUGAUGGGGUGGAAAUGCAAUGAAUCAAUUUAGCAAAUUUCCAAAUGAAGAACCUUGGGAAUAGUGGGUUUCAAAAUGCAUGGAAGCAUUCCAUCGGAUCUCAGUGAAUUCCCAAUCUUUGAUGCAAACAGCGGCAUUUGUCAGUAUGGCUAGUUCUAGUCAAUUCCCACUAUUAUUUGAAUAUUCUUGAUUCGGGUUGCACCUUGUAUAUAUUUCCUUAUGCUGAUAUCCUAUUCCCUCCACCCACCCUAGAACCCAAGGUAGUAUGCCUGCAGUUCCCAAGUAGUCUCCCAUCCAGGAACUGACCAGAACCGGACCUGCUUAGCUUCAGCAAGGGGCCAUGUAAUGUUCCUCCCUGCAUAUUGACAUCAGACAGGUGCCUUCAUUGUAUUCCUUCAGUGCCUGCUUAAAACUCCUUUGUUUUGGCAAGCCUUUCCAGAAAUAUAGAAGUUACAUGUGUUUUAAUAUCAUUUUAGCUAGUAUGGAACUUAAGCCUCUUUUAAAUAUUUUUAAUACCUGUUUUUAACUUUUUUAUAGAUGAUUUAAAUGCUUAAUUUUAUUUGGUUGUAAACUGCUUAGAGGUUUGAGUCCCCUCCCACUGAAUCAAGUAGGAUGUACAUUCUGUUUAAUAAUAAAUAUGUUGGAAAUUUGGGGUAUGAUUUAUUAAAUGUUACCCCGAAAAUAAGUUCCCUGACAGAUUUCAUUGUAAGCCCUUGAGUACUCAUGUUCCACUCAUUCCUAGGUCAUGUUGCUCAGCCUGAUUUAGGAUUUUAUUGUGUUUGGAUAAUGUGUGUCUUGUUAGACUGGCUGCCUGGGUGUGAUCAGAAGACAGAACAGUAAUAUGUUUAAUAAAAUUGAAUCUGAAUUUUUGCUUAAAUUUGCAAAGCUGAUGAAAAGAGAGGGCUUUGAGGGCAAGAGGUCAUUGAAGAGAUUAGCACCCGGCUGCAUCACCCCUCGCUUUAGUUACUUGAGAUCCCACAGAAUGCCACUUUUAUCAGUUAUCUGUUUAAUCAUCCUGACCUUGUAGAGACUAUCGGCUCCUUGGCCCAGGAUUGUGGGAGUCUGAUGUCUCUUACAGGAACUCUGAAAGUAACUCAGUUUAAAAGAAACUUAAUCAGUUGUGGAAUUCACAGGGCAGAGAGUGACUGGAAGAGAGAAUUACAGAGUAAGAAGUACACUAUGUAUCUUUCAUAGAAAUCCCUGGAAUAAUCUGGGAAUGUCCCAUGAUUCUCCUGUUUACAGUUGUUCCACUUAGAGUUUCCAGCAUUAGAAUUGUCCCCUAGGCAAUUUCUGGUGCAUGGGCUAAUAACUUGGUGCCAGGAUACAUUCCAGUUGCAGAGUUUUGAAUAACAUGCAGUGAGCAAAAACCUGAUUCUGAAGUGUGGUCUAAUCCUUGGAACAAUGUGGUGGCAAAGCAUAAGUACACCACUUAAGCCAAAAUCCCAUAAAAAUAUAUCAAAACAUUAGUGUGACUUAAUUGUGCUGGCAGAUUAUGCUUCUUACUACUUUUGCGGAUUUUUGUGACGUAGAAACACGCAAGGUGGUGGACGCUUCUUCAUUUGAGGUUUUUCAACAGAGGUUAAAUGGCCAUCACUUAGGGAUUGUUUAGCUGUGUGAUUCCUGCAUUGCAGGGGGUUGGACUAGAUGACCCUUGGGUCCCUUCCAACACUUCAGUUCUGUGAUUAUAUAAGGUUCCAUUGGAAUUGGAGCUGUAACAGUGCUCAGUAUAUGUGGCUCAGAGAUAAAUGAUUGUGACAGAGGAAUAGAGCAAGAGAUUUCAGUUUUCAAAUACUAUAAGAGGACUUCAGAAGCCCUCGCCAAGUAGCUCCUUUUGACUGGGGUGCAUCUGUGUUGGGGCUUUUCUGAGAGGGAGACCUCUCAUUACCUUAACUGCAGGCCAGAAAUUUACACUUGAUUGGGUAUGCAGAGGUUACACUUCUGUUGUAACCCUUUUCUUUUGGCAUUUAGUGAUCACCACCAUCUCUCAUUUGGCAUGAGUCAUUAACUGCAAGAGAGAUCACCUUACCAGUCCAGUUGGUAAGCCUUGUAAGGCAGGUGCUGUUUUUCUCAAGUUGAGAGCAAAUGCUGAGGAUUUAUUAGCCUGUGGCCAGCUCCAUUUGUAAGAGAACUUGACAAAAACUUGAGUUCUGCAGAAUGAAAAAAGAAAUGGGCCCAGUCUAGUGGCGGCCUUGAUCCUCACUGCUUGGAUAAUCUAGAAACUGGAAAACUUCAAACUCCUUAGAAGCAGCAGAAACUAUUAAUAGCCUUUAUUGCUGGUAGCACCCAGUGAUUCCAAUUCUCUGUGUUCACAGCAGCUGUAUGCCCUUUCUGCUGGUAAUUUAAGAACAUCCUGUCUCAUUUUACCCUGAUCUGCAGGAGUAAUCCGUGCUCUUGGUACAUUACAUACCACAAACGCCUCUUUCUACCUUUACUGCAAGGUACUGUAAGUCUUUUAAUAUGUAGGCUCUCAAAAACCAAACAAGUUAGGAAGGAUUUACCCCUUUUAAAUAACAGGGGCUGCAUUGGAUGUAUUGUGGGUGUCUGCAAAACUUUAUAAUCUGUUUCAUGUUAGCUUUUGGUGCAUAGCUGUCAACUUUUCCCUUUUCUUGCAAGGAAUCCUAUUCGGAAUAAGGGAAUUUCCCUUAAAGGGAAAAGUUGACCGCUAUGUUGGUGAUAUGACAUGUUCUAAGAUCAUAAAUUUGUAGCAUUGGAAGGGACCCUAAGGAUCAUCCAACCCCUUGGUGAAUAGACAUUCCGUUGUGGCGACUGUGACCUUCGUUUAAGGUAUACCUAGCUUGUAUACCUGAGUUUCUAACACUGCUUAUAUAUAGUAUAAAUGUAUAGCAUUGUCAGCAGUUAGGAUUUUCUGUGUUAUUAUGAUCUUUAAAUCUCACUCUCUUCAAAAAGAAGCUGAAAAUGUCUAACAGUAAUAAGAGCAACAAAACAACUGGCAGAAAAGAAACAGCAGCAGAUAAUGCUUUGUCAAGCAUUAAAAGGAGAAUAAAUCCACCAGCAGGAGUGAGGUGGUUUCAGUAACUAACUGUCUUAGGAGUAAGCUCCAUUGGACGUGGUAGUUAAAAGCCUUUUUAAACAAGACUAAUGACCUCCUUCACAUUUUUCAGGCUUCAGUGGUUAAAGAACUUAAACUUGCAGGAGACUUGCAACUUGGGCUGUAUUCUGGUCAGGAUGAGGCAUGUCUUAUGAUUUAUCCCCCACCUCCCCAAAAAUCACUGCCUCGGUCUGCAGCAAUUCCUUUACUCCUUAUUCCCAUUACACUGUGUCUGGUUUAUCUAUCCUGCAGACUUUCUUCACUCCUCUCACUAUAAAUAUUCCUUGUGUUCUUUAUUCUGGCCUACAGGAACCUGAUUCAACCUCAUUUUUCAGUCCAAGCAUCUUGCUUCCACCAGCCCAGGAUUCAAAAAUCCAUACAGCUGGAAUCGGGUUUGAGGUUAUUUGGUCAACCAUUUGCACAGCUGAGGUUCUGUAUUUCUAAAUGUUAUUCACAGUCAUUAAUACAGCUAAUACCAUAAAAUUUCCAAAAAUAAACAUGUGAAUAUCAUGAAGACCACAUUGAGACUAUCACAAAAAAUCAUUAUCAGACACACACACACACACACACACACACACACACACAGACCACCCACUCAAAGAAAGCAGAAAAGACGUGAGUACGUAAUUUCACCCUAGAAGGGAUAUUUAAUCAUGUAUUUAUUUAGGAGCAGGGGCAGUGGGAAUGAGUUUAUGGAACCAAAGUGGCAAAGAGCCCACCAAUUCCUUGGGAGUAUAAUAUUUUUCACCAGGUUGGAACCUGGAUGUGAAAUUCAUUUGGCACCUGCUGUAGGCAGAAGGAAGCAAGAUAUAAUGUGGCAAGUCAGGUAAACAACUUAUUUUUAAGAUCUUUGAAGCUAGUUUAAUUUGCCCCCCCUUUUUUUUUUUAAAUAAUUUUUAUUAAAGUUUAAAACAACAUAACACAAAAAAAGAACAGAAAAACUCACAUAAAAAUAAUACAAAACUUAACAAUAAAAACACAAAACACAACAAUUAAAAACAAACUCUCUUUUCCAUUUCCAAUUUUACGUAACUUAUUUUCUAGACUUCCUCAAACCUCCCUCCUUUGUAUUCCAGUCCACAUUGUUUGUUCAGCAAUUUCUUUUCCACUUUUUUUUUUAAUCCCAAUCUUUAAUUUAAUAAAAUGUUAAAAUAUAUAACUUCAAUUUUUUUUUAAACCUAGUCCUUGGUCUUAAUAUCAUAUAACUUUAAAGUUUUCCCUUUUAAUAUCAAAUUUCCAUAACUUUAACCUGUGCAGCUGGAAACCACUUGUUUUCAGUCCAACAUCACUCUAACAUUCCUUAAUUUUGCAGUGUUUCUGAAGAUAGUCUUUGAAUUUCUUCCAGUCUUCCUCCAUCGACUCUUCUCCCUGGUCACGGAUUCUACCAGUCAUUUCAGCCAGUUCCAUAUAGUCCAUAAGUUUCAUCUGCCAUUCCUCCAGCGUGGGAAGUUCUUGUGUCUUCCAAUACUUUGCGAUGAGUAUUCUUGCUGCUGUUGUUGCGUACAUAAAGAAAGUUCUAUCCUUUUUUAACACCAUUUGGCCGACUAUACCCAGGAGAAAGGCCUCUGGUUUCUUAGGAAGGUAUACUUAAAUACCUUUUUAAUUCAUUAUAUAUCAUUUCCCAGAAGACCUUAAUCUUUGGGCACGUCCACCAAAGGUGAAAAAAUGUACCUUCAAUUUCUUUACAUUUCCAGCAUUUGUUAUCGGGCAAGUGAUAGAUUUUCGCAAGCUUGACUGGGGUUAUGUACCACCUGUAUAUCAUUUUCAUAAUAUUCUCUCUUAAGGCAUUACAUGCCGUAAAUUUCAUACCUGUGGUCCAUAACUGUUCCCAGUCAGCAAACAUAAUGUUAUGUCCUACGUCCUGUGCCCAUUUAAUCAUAGCCGAUUUUACCGUUUCAUCUUGAGUAUUCCAUUUCAGCAGCAAGUUAUACAUUCUUGACAAAUUCUUAGUAUUGGGUUCUAACAAUUCUGUUUCUAAUUUUGAUUUUUCUACCUGGAAGCCAAUUUUCCUGUCCAAUUUAAAUGCCUCCAUUAUUUGAUAAUAAUGAAGUCAGUCUCGCACUUUGUUUUUUAGUUUUUCAAAACUCUGCAAUUUCAGUCUAUCUCCGUCUUCUUCUAAAAUUUCCCAAUAUUUCGGCCAUUUGACCUCCAUAUUGACCCUUUUCAAAGCUUUCGCUUCCAUUGGUGACAGCCACCUUGGGGUUUUAUUUUCUAGCAAAUCCUUAUAUCUUAUCCAAACAUUAAAUAGCGCUUUCCUGACAAUAUGGUUUUAAAUGCUUUGUGUGCUUUGACCUUAUCAUACCAUAAAUAUGCAUGCCAUCCAAAUACAUUAUUGAAACCUUCCAAGUCCAAAAUGUCAGUGUUUUCAAGAAGUAGCCAUUCUUUCAACCAGCAGAAAGCUGCUGAUUCAUAAUAAAGUUUGAGGUCUGGCAGGGCAAAUCCACCUCUUUCCUUUGCAUCUGUUAGUAUUUUAAAUUUUAUUCUGGGUUUCUUGCCCUGCCAGACAAAUCUAGAAAUAUCUCUCUGCCACCUCUUGAAACAGUCCAUUUUGUCCACAAUCUGCAAAGUUUGAAACAAAAACAACAUUCUAGGCAAUACAUUCAUUUUUAUCGCAGCAAUACGGCCUAGCAGUGAAAGCUUCAAAUUUGACCAAAUUUCUAAAUCUUUUUUCACUUCUGACCAACAUUUUUCAUAGUUAUCCUUAAAUAAGUUCCCAUUUUUGCUGUCAUGUUAAUCCCCAGGUAUUUAACUUUCUUAACCACUGUUAAACCUGUCUCAUUCUGAAACCUCUCUCUUUCAAACGGUGUUAAGUUUUUCUCUAAAACCUUGGUUUUUAACUUAUUCAGUUUGAAUCCUGCAACCUGACCAAAUUCUUGAAUCAGUUCUAAAACCCUUUUGGUACUAGAUUCUGGCUCCUGUAACGUCAAUACUAAGUCAUCUGCAAAUGCUCCCAUUUAAUUGUAUUUUUCUUUAAAGUCGUCUUAGAAACAAAAUCUGGAAACUGAACACUGAGAACUUUGUUGUUGUUGUUUAGUCGUUUAGUCGUGUCCGACUCUUCAUGACCCCAUGGACCAGAGUAUGCCAGGCACUCCUGUCUUCCACUGCCUCCUGCAGUUUGGUCAAACUCAUGCUGGUAGCUUCGAGAACACUGUCCAACCAUCUCGUCCCCUGUCGUCCCCUUCUCCUUGUGCCCUCCAUCUUUUCCAACAUCAGGGUCUUUUCCAGGGAGUCUUCUCUUCUCAUGAGGUGGCUAAAGUAUUGGAGCCUCAGCUUCAGGAUCUGUCCUUCCAGGACUGAUUUCCUUAAGAAUGGAGAGGUUUGAUCUACUUGCAGUCCAUGGGACUCUCAAGAGUCUCCUCCAGCACCAUAAUUCAAAAGCAUCAAUUCUACAAGACUCCAAAUAAAGGAUUCAAAUUUGGUUUUCAUCUUGUAUAAAAGUAGAUGCCAUCCUGCAACUAUGGACAUGUGCAGCUGUUACUUUCAGUCCCUGCCUGGUUGUUGUGUGUGGUGAUUAUCUGUUAUCUCAGGCAAGUAGCAUCAAAAACAGGGCUUCCAAACAGCUCUCUGUGGAGGCGGCUCUGUGUUAGAGCUAAAAAAGGUAAAGGUAAAGGACCCCUGACAGUUAGGUCCAGCCGCGAGCGACUCUGGGGUUGCAGCACACAUCUCACUUUACUGGCUGAGGGAGCCGACGUUUGUCCGCAGACAGUUUUUCCAGGUCAUGUGGCCAGCAUGACUAAGCCGCUUCUGGCAAAACCAGAGCAGUGCACGGAAAUGCUGUUUACCUUCCCACCGGAGUGGUACCUAUUUAUCUACUUGCACUUUGACGUGCUUUUGAACUGCUGGGUUGGCAGGAGCAGGGACCGAGCAACAGGCGCUCACCCCAUCGCAGGGAUUCGAACCGCUGACCUUCCGAUUGGCAAGCCCUAGGCUUCGUGGUUUAGAUCACAGUGCCACCCGCAUCCCCACUGUGUUAGAGCUGGCGGCCUGCAAAAUGAUGUUCUCACCUGACUUUGGAAUUUCGUUUAAUUUGCCUUUGAACUUUCUUAACAUUAUAAACCCAAAUUGUGGUGGAUUUACAAAAUGACUUGCUGGUCCCGUUCAUAUGAGAUUUUGCUAACCAUUUCAGUUUCAUUUUUCUUGGAAUGUUGUUUUUGUGAGGAAAAGCUGCUGGGUUGCACAGCUGGUUUCCUAGAAUAUACCGUUUUCCAAGUUCACGCUAAUGUUAAAGCAGGAAGCAGAAAGCAAUUCAGCUUCUACUUUCCAGCGUUAUGAGAAGUGGAUGCACUUCUGCCUUGCCAGGGGAGCGAGUUCAAUUGUAGAAAAUGACCAACAACCUUUGCAACAAUGCAGUUUUGCGUGGGUGGAAUGGAGGCUGAGGGGAGCGUUGGUUGAGGCCAACAGUUCGCCUGUGUCUUGCAUCGCCAGAUCCAAGGCCAACAAUUCAUCUAUGUCUCCAAGUGUUUUCGACAUCAAGUAUGCAUACAUACCCACUCAGGAAAAAGGAGCAGUAAUGUUAGCUCACCUGCCCAUACCUGGCACAUCUCCUGAGUACUGCUGCAGUCUCUCGAAUGUUAUUUCUUUGGUGCAGCUUAUCUGAGCCCAAGCACUGAGGCAAACCAAAGAAGCUGUCAAUGGCUGCUCCCAGCUUUGAACCACUCAGCAUCACCAGAGUGGUAUCAGUGCAAGACCUUAUUUAGGCAAGCAUUUUGUGACUGGGAAUGAGUGAGGGGAUCCUUCUAUUUUAAAAUGCUGAAUGUUGUUGUCCAUGAGUCUUUUAUGGGGGUGUGGGGGUAGGAGGAACUGGAGUUUGCCUAUUGAAUGGACAAAUGUCCUCUGGUAGACCACCAACCGACCUCUGAGCCACCAUUAGAACUUUCUAAGAAGGGUCACCUCAGCAAAUUGUAUUUUCAGUCCCUCUGUCUUAAUAGUCUGGAGGGCUCUCCCCCCCCCCCCCGCAUAUUUCAUGGGCUCCCUUUGGACCAUUUGAUCUGGAAGAUUCAAAGCUGGUGUCAUCCAACUGUGCUAAAGAUGGCAUUUUAAGAGUGUGCCUUCCUUGUUAAAACUGAAAAGGAGAAAAGGGAGCACUGCAUCCCUAGCCCUGUUAAUCACUGUGUUGUCUAUUUGAUGGUUUGACAAACCUCCAUGGGGCCUCUCAACUAGCCAGCAAGGAGACAGCCUGGCAGCAAAAGUAAACUGAAACCUCCUUGGCUUUCAGAAUGGGGUCCGUGCUUGUAAAAGGAGAGUUCUUUUUAUUUAUUUAAUUUUUUUUAGAAAAGCAGGGGCACGUGUGUCUUCUAAAUAAACAUCUGAGAUGCUUUUGUCAAAAUAGACUCUUGCAUUCCUCUCUGCUGGACGCAGUCAUAUGAUUACAAAGCCGCGAUCGGCUCUUAAGCUGUUGGGAGCCCGUACUGGUUAAUGACAGGGGUCCCUGGUAGAACUGAUCAUGCCCUAUUUUACAGUGGCUUAGUUUCCCUUGGAAAGUGUCACUUGAAAGCUAAUUGGGCACAACAUACUGCAUUUGCUUCUUAGAGGGAGUGCAGCGCCUGGGUCAGUAGCACAUAUCGCCCGCUCGUGGUGUGAGCAGUUUGUGCACAUUCUUGCCUCUCUGGCCGGCAGCGGCCGUCACAUAUUACUCACCGGUUGAGCAUGCACUGGAUAUAUUAUUAGCUAUUUCUUUCGAUCGCUCAGCUAUCAAGUACCGGGCAAAUCAAAAAAUAGCUCUGGACUGGUGUGAGACUGUCUGCAUAUUGUUUACAGGAUAUUUUGGAGCGGGGCAAUAUUUACUGUGUCUGAACUGCAGAGGCAGUAGUUGGCGCUACGGCGCAGGAGGAGUGAAAACAAAAGCCACGUUGGUGUUGGGCAUCCCCCUCCUCCAGUGCCAGGCGGGGGCAGCUGCAGCAGUUGGCACAGCCCGCUGGAAGGGACGGUGCCACUUGGCACAGCCCUGUCCCUAGAAGCUGCCCAGUUGUCUUCUCAAGAGUGAUGAAGUCUGAAGAAGACCCCGAAGACGGAGACAGCAUGUCAGGGGAUCCGAGCUAAGGGAAGAAGGACCAAGAUGAAUGCAGAAGGGCAGCAGAAAUUCAGGUUGCACUGGGCAGCCCCCUUGGACUCUGGCUGUAGCUGAAUGUCGGGUUUGCUGUUCACUCUUGGCAGCCAGGACUCGGGAACUCUAGAAUGAGUUGCUGGUUUUCCUGUGCCCUUAAAAACACAGUAGGUAUCGUCUUACGGCAGAGCAGCUUCCAACUUUCUGCCACAGCUUGCAUUGUUCCUUCUCAGUGUGGCCUGAAUUGCAGCAUUUGCUUGUUGUAGUAUUCUUUCCGCUUAGAACUCUUUGUGAGAGUUUCUCUUAAUUUACGCCUUUUUGUGCAGUACAGCAGGUGAAUUGAAGAGAUGGAUGAUCUCGGUGCUGCACUCUUUAUGGUAGAUUUCUGUUCAGAGGAGUUGCUGGGCUUCUAAUGUUUGAAAUCCUUUAAAUUGUAAUCCUGUUGUCUUUAUAUCCCACCUUUAUUCCAUCUUGGAAGCUUACACCUGUGACAGACACACUGUUUGCAGCCCUCCAGGUAUUCGCUUUGAGAGGAGCUUCUUUUGGUGUAUUUACCGUAUCUGUUUAACUGUAACUGGGAAUGUUUGACCAAACCAUUCUAGUUAUUCUAUAUACUUAGCAUGCUGGAGCACUUGUGGGCUCUUAAGUUUUCAAUGAAAGGAAAUAUUAAUUGCCUAAACUUAAAAAUGUCAAGUAUGCUUAGGGAAUGGGUAGAGGUCAAAAGCAUUUAUUUCAGUUCCUGGAAAGGGAUGCAUCACUUCUGUGUUCUGCACCAGCACUGCCCAGCAUAUUUUUAUGCUAGGUAGAAAUGCUUGCCAUUGAGAAUUCUGCUAGUUUGUCAAUGACACAGAUGUGCAGGAAUAUAGAAAGUGAAGAGACUGAAAUGGUGCUUCCAGUUGCUUUCUUCUUUUUUGAAAUGUGCCUGCUUGGGAUUCCUUGAAAAGAUUUAUCAGGCUUUUUCAAAGUCAAAUAGGACUUGAUUUCUGCUGCAAGUGCUUGGUCCCAAUCCUGAAAUAGAGAAUGUGGGGCACUUGUAUUGGAGGGCCUGUGGUAUUUAGCUCCUCAGGUGUUUGCCAUUUCUUCCCUGUAGGUGGUCCAGGUGAGGCUGUUUCUUCCCCAUCCAAACUGAGUUGUGGCUUUAGAGUCGCAGUGGUGGUGGUAUUUGAGAAUUUUCUGGGAGAGGUUUUGCAGGCAAGAAUUGGCCACCUGGGAACAGCUUAAGUGCCACUCAUCUGCCGAUGCUUCCCUGCAAAUGCCCCCGUCACCCCCAAAAUCACAUGCAUUAAAAUCAGCGUAACAUAAGCAUCCUUAAUUCCAUGCUUGUUUCUUUUGAAAUGUCUUGUUUGGCCUUCAGAUGCUGGAUGUUUUGAUGACUCCAGAAAGGGUUCAGUAGGUCAGUGGUGCUGCCUUUGCUCCUUUGAAGAGCCCUAGGAGGGAGCGGCUGAAGACUGAAGGGCUGAGAGAUGAAAGCAGGCUCGCCCCAUACCACUAUAAUCCCAUACAGGCCAGAAUUAGCUGUGGGAUAAUCAAAUAUGACGUCCAUUGGCUUUUGUGCAGUUUUUGCCUACUGACUUGGAGCAAAUGCAAACGUGGAGUCCUGCUGCGGCCCCAAUUCUAGAUGGAAAGGUAUACCUGGACAUGCAGACCAACUUGUGGGUCACUGUGCCCUCAAAUAUGCCUUUCUGAAGCUGUUGAUACCAAGGGGAUAUUUGUGUGCACAAGUUUUUAUAUCUGAUUGCUGGGAGAUGAAAGAUUUAAAUAUUGUUGUUCAUAGAUUUUUUAAACUACUGUUGCACAUUGGAAAUAGGGCUGUGCAAUAAAUACCAGUAUUGAAAUAACAUCACAAUAUAUAUCGAGAUAUCGUGAUAUUUAGCUGGUGAUAUAUUGUGAUGUUGAAAACCAGAUAUCGCCCAGCCCUAAUUGGAAGUAGCUUCUUAUUUGCAAGGUAAUGAGUUGAGCAAAGCCUGGUCUAUAUGUACAGUACAUGGAACAAGGUAUCUUGGUGGACCACUGAAUGGCAACAUGUAUUUGGAAGCUUCCUGCAUGUAGAAAGCUAGCACAUUGGGGGGGGGGAGUGGCUAGAAUUUUCUCCCUGCUGGUACCAGUUUAGCGUUUGCUGCUGGUAUGGCAACUGCUGUUUCUCCCUCUGGUAAUGGAUUUCCUGCUAGCUAGUGGGGUGCAUACCCAAAUUGUGCUACUGUGGUUUCAUGUGACACUACAGGCAGAAACAUGAUACCCUGCUUUGGAAUGCAGUUGUUUGCUGUGUAGUGGGAGGCAAAUAAAAUAAAAUAAAAUUAUUGCUUCCACAUUCAUUUGGGUCACUUUGCAAGUUGUCUUUCCGUAGAAAUGACUGGGAAAAAAGCAGGUGCCUUUCAGCGUUUGAAUGACACUACGGAUUGCACUUUCUCUUUUUGUGGUCUAGGUGUGCCUGCCAGGAAGCUGCAGUGGGCAUUAGUUUUGGCUUCUUCUGUACAUUUCCAGAGCAAACCACACAUGCUGCCAUUCAUAGGCAGGAAGAUACUGCUUUCAUUUCAGGCAGAGAUUUAAUCUGCAGUUUGAGAGGAAUAACACAUGAAAUAGGCCCACACCCAGUUGAGAUGGGAAGUGGGAGAACCUCAAAAACAACACAUUCCUGUGCAGUUCAAAUGUAGCCAUUAUCCUUUGAGUAGAAAUGCAAGCCUUUUGCAAGAAACGAGGACUUGGGCGUUGGUGGGCUGAAGUAGGGGAAGAGAGUGUUUUGGAUUUCAGUACUUUUUCCUUCUGUCUAUCUUGAAAACAAGAAAUGCCAAGUAGGGUGGAGAACCUUGUUUCUAUUCUGAGAAGGCACCGAGGUGGCCUGGCUGGAAAUCCAAACAGAACGCUCCUGGCAAUUAAACCAGAGCAAGGAGGCUCUGGAAACAGAAAGGGCCUCUUGAUGGUUAAACUGGUGUGCAAAUGAUAUCAUAGACUCCUUCUGUUUUAGAAGAACUGUAAUUAGUUCUACCGGAAGCUAGAAUUCAAAGGAAUAGAGGAAAAAGCUGUUUUGUGGGAGGUCUGGCUUAUUAUCCUAUUCAUUCAUUUAUUCAUUCAUUUGCAUUUAUAUCCCAUUUUUCCUCCAAGGAGCUCAAGGUGGUAUACAUAGUUCUCCUCCUCAUUAAAUCCCCCCAACAACCCUCAUGACUCCAGCAACUAACUGAAAGGCCACUGAUCUUCCCCAGCUCUGACCUAGCACAUUGUCAGCUGUGGCAGGCAGCAACUCUCCAUGAUCUUGGGCAGGAAGAUGCUUAUCCAACAGCUUCUAUCUACACCAGGGAUGGUGAAUUGCCAGCCCUCAGGUUGGGUGCAAUGAAGGCCCUGGGCCCUCCCCACACCACCUAAAAUCUCCCUCCUUACCGCCUCUCUCCACACACACACACACACACACACACACACACACACACACUGCCCUUAGAAGCAAUAGAAUUUGGUGGUGGGCAUUUUCAAAGUGGGUUGCAGCUGGGAAGCAUUGACUGUCUUCUCCCCAGCUGUGACCCCUCUUCUGAAAACUUCCUCUGCACCAGAAUUAGGCUUGGGGAAUAACCUAUUUAUUGCAUGAAAGAGUUUUAAAUGUGAGUGCAUGUGUAUAUGUAUAGAAUUAGUUGUAACUGGGAUGUUUGUUUAUUUUUUGCAAUUAUAUCCCACCUUUUUCUCUCCUGGAACUCAAGGUGACUUAUGUGGUUCUCCCCCUCCUCGUUCAAUCCUCACAGCAACCCUGUGAGGUAGGCUAGGCUGAGAGUGAGUGACUGGCCCAAGGACACCCAGCAAGCUUCAAGGCUGAGUGCAGACUUGAACCCCCUACUCCCAGGUCCAGCAUUAACCACUGCACCACCACUGGCUUGGUGUGUGUGCUAUGUAAAAUUCAGUUCAAAAAAGAAAGCCUUGUUGAAGCCUAACCGUGUUUGCAGGAGAGGCGAUCUUUCUGGAGAGAGUGCAGUGAGGGUGGUUGGCUGGAGGGCUAACUUUGCCUCCCCAGCUGAAGUCUGCAAGAAGGUCACUUCUCCCCUCUAGUUAUUAGGCUUGGAAAAGCCAAAACACUCCUCACACCAAGCCUGAUUGUGUUUAAGGUAACCCAUUCCUCUGAUCGUUGUUUAAGUGAAGCUGCUCAUUGAGCUGAGACCUUCUGCAUCUCUAAGCACAUUCAAAUAUACAUUGAACUGCAGAAAGGUGCUGCAAAUAUCCUAUAAUCUUAUUUUCUGAGAAUAACAUUGCAUGCCAGUAAAUAAUGGGAUGCAAAAGGCAUGAAUCCUUCAUGGUUUUCUCAGUGUUUGGAUUUUUCUUAAGUACUUCCCGUAUUAAACUGACACAAUAAUAUGUGAAAUCAAGCUCCUUCAGUUUUUUGUUUUGUUAAAGCCCAGAAGCAGCUUUCCUUGGCUUCCGUUUCUUAAGGGAUUUUCCCUUCCAGCUACAUGGAUGGCAGAUGAAUAACACUUCUCCCCCCUCCCCCACUAUAUCCUCUAUGGGAAACAGGCAUUUGCUCAUAUUUCUGAGGGAUUUGCACCACUGUACACUGAAAACAUUUCUCCUGCAUUCUUUGAACAGUUGACUGCAGACUGGAACAAGUACGAUGAUCGCUUGAUGAAAGCUGCCGAACGGGGCGACGUGGAGAAGAUCUCGUCUGUCCUUGCCAAGAAGGGCGUAAACCCCACCAAACUCGAUGUGGAAGGAAGAUCUGCGUGAGUAGAAGUCGGGGUUUUGACCUCAGCUGCUCUGCCCACCUCCCACCAAGUUUGUAGCCCACCCACCCCUUGGAGGAGGGCUGCUUAGAUGUGUCUUUUUUGCCUUUGAUCUUCCUGGCCCCUUCCAAAUUUUUGAGAGGGGCACUGUUGUUUCUGUUGGCUCUUAUCUGCCUAGUGCUUAUUUCCUGUAAGCCUCCCUGAGCCUUGGAAAGGUGCCAUAGAAAUGUUUUAAAUAAACAGAAAGCUGUUGGGACCUGCAUCCUGCGGAAGAGCAUUUUAUACUUCCACACAUACAGGGCAUGUUUGGAUGUCAUGCGAACUGUGUAAACAUGUGGUUUAGUGGAGGGGAAACCUGGGGGCCCUCCAGAUGUUACUGGACUGCAGCUCUGACCACCGCCUGUCUUGGGCCAUGCUGGCUGGGGCUGAUGGGAGCUGUAGUCCAACAGCAACUGGAAGGCACUAUGAAAGCUGCUUGAGAUGAAUUGUUUUCCUUGACACAGUAAUAUGCAGCAGAUCCAGAAGCAAGUAAUUGGGUGGUCUCUGCCUGGUUGAUUCAAAAAAAUCUGUCUAGGUUGCAGGGUGUGUUUGUGGUUUGGUUCCAAACUUGCUCCAGACAAGAAUAAAAGGCCUGGGUCUUUCCCAUGCGGUUUGUAUUACUUGUGUGGUGUCUGUCCCACUCCCAGGUCCCUUUCUGUUUCACUCUCUGAACUCCUGUGUGCGCACAUAAUAAAAGGGGAGAUAUUUGUGGUAACUUCAGAAGCUUCUCAGUAGCCAAUCCGGAGAAGGUUUGAAUGGCAGUCUCAAGUUACUGCACAAAGCUGUUUUCUGUCUUAAAUGGUAAGCGGUGAGGACAUUUAAUGCUAGGGUUAUUCUGUGAGCCUUGUAUUGGAUGCUUUGUGGUGAGUGACUCUGUCUGGGUGGUUGUAGGUCACAGCCUGCAUACCCCCAAGAGUUUCCAAGAUGAAAGCCAGAGGUCAGAGGCAUUCAGGCACAGCUUCUCACUCUCUGGAACCAACAUCCAGAAAUGUGGCUUCUCAGCUUAGCCAUGAGCUCACUAGUUGGUGUUGAGCAAGCCAGCACCUCAGCCCCUUUAUUCUAAUAUGGAGAUAACAAUGGCCGGCUUCACGGGGCUGUUGUAAGGAUUGCUGAGAAUUACAGAAAUAUCUGAGUUUGUGCAUUCUCAGCAGACUGAAAAACAGAAAUCCAGGGUUAACCUACAUUCUAUUUGGCUGCUCAAAGAUUGCCUUUCCAUUAGGGUUUACCUGUCGCACAUUCUUCUUCCUCCUCUUCUUCUUCAUUCAUUUUAUGAAUUGCUUUCUGUGAGGCAUCCCAAAGCAAUUUACAAUAUAGCAUAUAUACAACAGUUAUGUAUAUUAACACAGUUAAAGAAAUUGCAACAAUAAAAAGAACAGUUUAGAAAUCACCCAGUUAUAAAUACAAACAUUUUAAAACAACAGUACAUACAUAAAACCAAUUCAAAUCCCAGAUACAAACUGGGGUAAAGAUUUUAGAAGGCUUGUUCUAAAAGAUUGUUCUCCUGUUGGAAGAUUUGAACUGCAGUCCUUUACUUUCUUAACCCAGGAGUAAAUCCCAUUAAAUCCCAAAAAGUCCUAAUUCAGACUAGACGUGUGUAGGAUUGCACUGCACAUUGAGACCAAGACAUCCAGAAACCCCUUGGAUGAGUGUCCUUCUGGUGCUGCCAGAUCCAGAGCUGUUCAGGAUUUUAUGGCCCCGACACGUUAUUGGCCCUCGGGACAUAGCAGGAGACGCUUAGUUUGGUUUUCUCUAUGAGGCAGGAGGAGAAUGGGGAGGUCUGGUUGUGGUGUGUGUGUGUUUAAAGAAGGCUUUUGCCAUGGUAAGGCCAUAUCCUGUUGAGGUUUAAAUUUCUGUCGGGCUCCUCUUGCUUCUCUGUAAGGGUGGUGUCCUAUUAAAUUGGUUCACCCCCAGAAGCUAAUAGAUCCUGAGGGCUCUAAGAGACCUUUCAGCUCACAUUUACUUAUCCCAUUUAUAUUUAUAGUUGUGUUUUAAUGUUGUAACCUCCCUGGGAUCAUAGGAUGAAGGGUGGAAAAGAUAGAUAGAUAGCGGUGGUGGUGGUGAUGAUGAUGAUGAUAAUAAUAAUGAUAAUAAUAAUAAUAAUAAUAAUUUAUUAUAUUUGCAUCUCACCUUUCCUCCAAUGAGGUGAAGGUGGUGUUCAUAAUUCUCUUCUUCCACAUUUUAUCCUCAUAACACCCCUGUGAGGCAGGUUAGGCUAAGAGUAAAUUCAGUGCAAGAGUCUUUGGCUCACCCUGGGGCUUGAACCCCACAACCCUGAGAUUAAGAGUCUCAUGCUCUCCAGACUGAGCUAUCUCCCAGCAGCCUAUUUGUUGCAUUUCUUUUUAUUCUCUGCUGCAGGUGCUUUUCUGUGCUGCUUUUGUAUUUUUAUAGCGUUGGAUUGCACUUCAACAUUUUAAUUGUAACCUUGUAUAUGUAAACAUUACACAGACAUUUUCCUGUUUUGCUUUGUUUAGGUUCCAUGUUGUAGCUGCCAAAGGGAAUCUUGAUUGUCUGAAUGCCAUUCUUGUACACGGGGUUGACAUUGUAGCUACUGAUGCAGUAGGUAUGAGUCCUUGUUUAAAAUAAGAGGGUUGUCUCUCUGAUAAGAUCUUUCUAAAGAGAGAUUGUAGAAGAUGUUAGGCAACAUCUUCCUGACAGUAAGAGCUGUUCGACAGUGGAAUUUGCUGCCAAGGAGUGUGAUGGAGUCUCCUUCUUUGGAGGUCUUUAAGCAGAGGCUUGACAACCAUAUGUCAGGAGUGCUCUGAUGGUGUUUCCUGCUUGGCAGGGGGUGGACUCGAUGGCCCUUGUGGUCUCUUCCAACUCUAUGAUUCUAUGAAAUGUUUUCAUGUAUUGCUCAAACUUGCUGAGUGAAUAUGGAAAGGGGUUGUUGUGAACUAGCUUCUUAGAUGUGUAUCAAUGUCCCUGUUGGGUUCCCAGCCACCUUUUUGCCGAUUACAUCCCUGGGGUUGUCGUGAGGGUUUGCUGUUGGCAGCCAUGGGGAAGUUGAGACAUCAUGGAAGGGUCUAAGCUGGGUCACUCUUCAAGGUAGAUUGACUUAAAAUACUCCAUUGUCUUUCCAUCCCUUAUGAAUUGAUGUAUAAAAUACAGUAAUUACAUCAUGGUCAGUAUUUUAACUCAAGCUAUGUGCAGCAUGCGGGAUGCGGGUGGCACUGUGGGUUAAACCACAGAGCCUAGGACUUGCCGAUCAGAAGGUUCGAAUCCCCGCGACAGGGUGAGCUCCCGUUGCUCGGUCCCUGCUCCUGCCAACAUAGCAGUUUGAAAGCACGUCAAAGUGCAAGUAGAUAAAUAGGUACCGCUCCGGCGGGAAGGUAAACGGCGUUUCUGUGUGCUGCUCUGGUUCGCCAGAAGCAGCUUAGUCAUGCUGGCCACAUGACCCGGAAGCUGUACGUUGGCCAAUAAAGCGAGAUGAGCGCUGCAACCCCAGAGUCGGUCACGACUUGACCUAAUGGUCAGGGGUCCCUUUACCUUUUUAUGUUCAGCACACAACCCAUCUCUGUGUGUAUGGGUCUGUGGUAGACACUGAAUGAAAGCUCUGCCAUGUCUUUCAUGAUUCCAUUCUGCAUUUCCUUGUUACUUUGACCUCUCUAGGAAGGAACGGUCUGCACCUCGCUGCGAAAUAUGGACAUGCACUCUGUCUGCAAAAAUUGUUGCAGGUACUGUAUGUUUGAGAAAUUGUUUAAGUGUUGCAUGUAAAAGGCAGGGUAGGCAGUGAGGGGAAACCAUGACAGCAAAGCUUUUUUCCUUUCUCUGUGUGUGUGUCGUCCCUUGAAAUAUUCCCAUCACGUUAUAGCUGCCGCUGUGUGGACACCUUUACCCAAAUGUUGGUGCAGGAAUGGCCAAAAAUCUAAUAAGGUUUUGAUCACCCUGAACCUUGUUAUUUUCAAAUUGGGAUGUUGAAGAAAUCUGAAGAAACAAGCAGAAAACUGAGAUUCUUUGUGCUAGGAUAGAUAUAAGCAGGUAAUUCCUCUGUGUGUAUGAAGCUUUCUGUUUCAUAAAGAUUUAUGGGGAAGGAUCCAUAGCUUACAGCAUACAGAAGCUCCCAUGUUCAUCACCUGACAUCUCCUGGGAAAAGGCUUCUGUCUGAAACUCUGGAGAACCUCUCCCAGUCAGUGUAGGCUAGGCUCCCAAAGCCAGAUGUUCUUACAUUGUCUCUCCCAUCAGCUCCAGCCUGUUAAUAGGAAUGAUGGGAAUCUUAAGCAUCAGAAGGGCAGCUAGUUGGAGAAAGCUGGUGUAGGCAAUACUGUGCUGGGUGGAUCAAGGUCUGACCCUAUAUAAGGAAGCUUCCUUUGUUAUGCCUCCCAGAUUAUUAGGUUAGGUAUGAUAUCUACAGUACAGCACAGCCACUAUAUGUUCUGACUCCUUUCUUUUAGUUAUCUCUGGCCUCCUUAGGUAGAUGGGAUGUUUUAUUUUAAAAAUAUGAAUGCAUUUUAGAUUCCCCCCCAUUUUGUUUUAUGCGGGUUUUAAUGCAUGUGUGAUUUACUUAUUGUUGUAAGUCACUUUGAGUUAUUUUUGUUUUUUAAAAAACCCUAAUAAAUUAAUAAUAAUAAUAAUAGAUCUGCAAAGCUGAACAGCACAUUUAACAUUCUGGAGCUGAAUCUUAUUUAAAUGUUUCUUGAAAUAUUUUCAUCAUGAGAGUGCUGCCACUAUUAGGAACCCUUAACCAUAAAUGUUAGAAUAAAUAAAUUAUAGGUCUAUUCCAUAUUCUUGGGACAGUGAUUUGUUUUAGCUGUUUUUAAAGCUGAAUUUUAAAUGGUUGUAACCUGCCCUGUGGCCUGCUGGUGAAGGGCAGGUAAUAAAUUUAACAGCAACAACGAUAAUAAUUAAUAGUAAUAACAGUAUUGAUGAAAUGUCUUUGGCUGUUCCCAUAGUACAACUGCCCUACAGAAAAUGUGGAUCUUCAGGGUCGCACUGCUCUUCAUGAUGCAGGUAAGGGAGUUUCCUUCCUUUGGAGCAAUUUCUCCUAACGCCUUGAGAAGGACCGUGUUUGGCAAGGCAUAUGAAUAGCUGCUCAAUUUCCACAUGUGGCUGGGACAGCCUCUCCCAAUUUGUUGUCUCGAUGUUUUAGACUAUGACUCCCAUCAGCUCCAGCAUCAUAUGAUGCACACAUCUGGACGCCCCCCAGAUUGGGAAGGGCUGGCUGCAAACUUCUUAUUUCAAUAUUUGUUUAUUAAAGUUGUAUACUGCCCUUUGUCCAAAGAUCAUAGCGUUGUUCCCAACAUAAAAAUUCAAAAUGAGAACACAAAAUGCACGAUAAAACAAAAACAAUCCUAUUACCCCCUCCAGUGGUCGAUGUUCCUCUUCCAGACUACCAGUUAGGAGAAGCUUUUAGGGAGAGACUAGGUUCUCUUCCACACUAUCUCUGUGCCUCAGGCAACUGAUAAAGGUGUAGUUGGGUUAGGUGAGCCACUAACAACACACAGGCUUUUCUUGCAGGGCUGGAGUUCAGGUGCAAUGAGUAAAGCAUGGAAGAUAGUGGCAUAUUGGCCCUUUUUAAUUGCUGUUCCCUGGUUGGACAUUUGUCAUUAGAACGGUUGUGGCUUCUAGAUCUUAAAGGCGCAGCCAUUCAUAGAAAUCUGACAAUAUAUAAAUAGCCCACCGGUAGCGAAGUGACCCAUUUACUAAUGAUGUGAUGUCCUUCUGUCUCCCAAAGCGAUGUCAGAUUGUUCAUCCAGCAUCCAGUUACUGUGUGACCAUGGAGCCUUGGUGAAUGCCAGAGAUGCAGUAAGUAUCAUGCAGGCCCCUUUCGGGGUUCUUCCCCAGGAUUGGUCAAGUUCAUUUUACCCCUCCUUUGUAAUGUUUUCCUGCCCCUUCUCUCUAGGAUGGGAGGACGCCUCUGGUGCUGGCCACUCAGAUGUGCCGUCCAGCCAUAUGCCAACUUCUGCUCGACAGGGGCGCUGAUGUCAAUGCAAGAGACAAACAGAACCGGUAAUGCAUCCAUUUAGCCCCCCGUGGGUGAUGUGUCUGUAUGCUUUCCAAAGAACACUCUCUGGGGAUUCAAACAAUGAAGCUGUUGGACACAAGCUUGGGGUGUGUUGAUCCGAAGAGGUGGAAUUUCUUCAAAGAUAGCAAUAGUCUGACUGCUUCAUUUAUUUAUUUACUAAUACAGCAUCAUCAGUUUGACAAUUGACAGAUAACCUGACCUGGUUCAGAUGUCACCGCAAACCAUGGUUUAGUAUUACGUACAUGAGCCUGGAUGAAUCGUGGACUUCUGUGCUCUUCCCGCAUCCCUCUGUGGCCAAGGGGGAAGAGGUUUAAAGGAACAAACCAUAGUUUAUCAUUGUGGUUCAGUGUAGAAAAUGGUGGUUUGUUCAAACUACAGCUGCUUAAACAAGGGUACCUCUGUCAACAAGCCACUGGUAAAUAAAUAGCAGAUAGCAUUUCAGAAAAAAAAGCAUCUCAAGUCUCAAACAUGUUGUGAAAGAGAAGAAAAGAAAAAUCUCAUUGUGAUCAUUUGUGGGAUGAUCUACUGUAGGAGUAUUAGACCAACGGAAUGUGAGAGAGUUUUUGAGUUGAUGGAAAUUUUUCAGGUGCAUUUUUCAUCUUGUACUACUAUUUAUUACAUGCAUAUACCACCUUUUCUUCCAAGGAGCUCAAGGUGGUGUACAUGGUUCUCCACCUCCCCAUUUAAUUCUCACAACAACCCUGUGAGGUUGGUUAGGCUAAGAGAUGGUUUCUGGCCCAAGGCCACCCAGUGAGCUUUGUGGCUGAGUGGGGAUUCAAACUCUGGUUUCCAACCAUUAUGCCACACUGACUACACAUUACCACAUGCCUGGUUUGUUGUGUGAACUGUUUUAUUGCGCCUGUUUGCAUAUUGGGAGCCCCUUUGCCUGCAGUUUUGCAGAGUUGGGGAUAUUAAUGCAAGCGGAUGAAAAGAAAAAGCAUAGUGAUUGUUCCACAGAGCCCACCAUUGCAUGUGCCAUCUCCACAAGACUCCUCAUGUUCCCAUGUGGCUUCUUCUUCCAUCCUCAGGACAUCUCUGAUGUUAGGCUGUGAAUAUGGCUGCAAGGAUGCUGUGGAAGUUUUGCUCAAAAAUGGUGCGGACGUCACUUUGGUAGAUGCCCUUGGCCAUGACUGCUCUUACUAUGCAAGGAUUGGUGAUAGCGUUGAAAUCUUGGCUCUGAUAAAGGCUGCCAUGGAGGAGUCCAACAAAGGUAUGUUACCUUUCCUUGGAGUUGAGGAGCGGGUGGUUAAAAAGAAAUGAGGAAUAUUUACCUCCUUGCAUGUCUGGUUCCAGUUUGGGGCAUGAGAAGUUGCUGUUAAGCCAGGAGUGGACAGCUUUUGAGUUUUUAUUUGUGAUAGGCUGGAGACUGGCCUUUGGGACCUCUCUUUGUGACAGUCUGCACUCGAUUGCUACCCAUUGUUGGGGAUCGUACUGUGACACCAUGUGGUAGCUAUGUUGAAAUAUCUGAAAGCCUGUCACAUGGAGGUUGGAGCAAACUUGUUUUCUGCUGCUCAAGGAUAGGGCCUGAACCAAUGGAUUGAAAUUACAAGAAAGCAGAUUCUGGCCAAACAUUAGGAAGAACUUUCUGAUAGUAAGAGCUGUUUGACAGUGGAACGGACUCCCUUUGAAAGAGUGUUGCAUUUUGUCUAAUCUUCUGCUUGGAAUGUCUAAACAGAAAACAAAUUAUUCUUUUCUUUUUUUUUUAGCAAGUUACGAAGUCAUGAAGAAAGGACAGCCUUUCAAGGUGAGGAUUCUGCAUAUUUUCAUAUGUGUUGUUGCGAGUUCAUAACCAAGAUAGGUCCUGCCUACUUAAUAUUUAUUCAGGGGGAGUUUCUGCUUUCUAGGAAAAGUCUUGCCUUAUUGACCUCUCAUCCAUCCCUAAUGAUGCUAAUUAUAAUAAUAUGAUUUCACUUGUUAGUUGCUUGUUACCGGAAGGUCUCCAAGUGACUUAAAUCACAAUUAAAGGAUAAAUAUGAAUAUAUUACACCAUGAAAACAGCACAAACCAAUCCCUAUAGCCACCAGAGAAAGCUUUGGCAUCACACAAGUAGCAAAACAACUUCAUCUUAGUCCAUUAAAAGCCUGGGAAAGAAGAUAAGCCUUUACUUGGUGCUGAAAAGAUGUCAACGAAGGUGGCAGGCAGACCUUGCUGAGGAGAGCAUUCCACAGAUGGGGAGCCACAACUGAAAAGGCCCCCUCCUUUGUCAUCACCCUCCGAGUCUCCUUCAGAGGCAGGACCUGGAGAAGGGCCUCAGGAAAAGAUGUAAGCCUCUGGGUAUGUUUGUCAGCCUCCUCAAAAUGAGCAAGGCCUGCCAUCUUCGCCACCUUCUGGGCUGCUGUUUGCCUCCAAGACUCGAUCGCUUUCUGAGAUUAAUGUGACUGAUGGAUCUCUUACACUUCUGCUGCUUUUGCUAGCACAGUUCAUACGCGUCUCUUACUUCCUCUGACAAUUCCGUGUUUCAAUGCUGCACAACAGGUGACCAACAUGCUGCCAAAAUGGAGUCAACCAAAUGCCUUAGAGGACAUGAGCUUCAAGACGCAUCAGAAGGAACACCGGAAUGUACAGGUGAAGGGAGAGAUUUGUGCUUUGUGUGGGAUGCUCUCAAGCGAGCAGGUUUUAGAAAACGCUGAAAGAAGUGUGGGAUUCCAGCUUUUCAGGUUCUUUUCAAAGUUGCACAGGUGUGGCACAAAAGUUAAAUGGGUGAUAGGAACAAGUAAAUGUAAAUGAGCUGUGCUGGGAUCCUCAUGGGUGUCCCAUUCAGAGCAGACUCAUUGAAAUCUAUGGCCCUGGCUAGCUUAGGUCCAUUUCAGUGGGUCUCCUCUGAGCAAAACGUGGCUGUUUAGGUUCUUGUUUGCAUAGUACAAAUGCUCGCUUGGAGAAAAUUAAGUGAGAAUGUGAGAUCUGGAUGAGGACCCAUUUUGGUGCUGUCUUGUUUCUCCUUCUCCUCCUACCCUUCUCAUGUUGUUUGUAGCUUUAACUGGGUGGUGCUAGUCUAGCCUUCCCCAACCUGGUUCCCUCAAUAUGUUUUGGACUACAACUCCCAUCAGCCUGAGCCAGCAGAGCCAGGGAUGAUGGGAAUUAGUCCAAAAUAUCUAGAGGGCAUUGGGUUCGGGAAGGCUGCUCUAUGAAAUAUGAAGACAUGCUUGGCAUGGUCCAUUACUGGUUACCAUGAUAGCUUUCCCCCUUUUUUUGUUUGGGUGUAAGAAAUGCUGCCUGUUUUUGAGCUAAGCAGAUCUGUCUGUGGUGUGUGGGCUGAGCAGUUCAGUGUCUGGCAUAUCCAAGUCAGAGGAAAAACACUUUAAGCAUCUCUAAGAGCUGGUUUUUCAGCUGUUGACAGGCUGGAGAUAAGCAGCGGUUUGAAGUGCUGAUGGCCUCUUAAGUAUGUGGAUAAGGAAAGAGGGCUGUUACUGGCCACCUGCCAUAUUUAGGAAGGGUGCCUACUAGUGGUUGUUGUUAGGAUUUACUUUGAUUUGUCACAUCCAGGGGUGGACAAAUCCGUCAGUAGCAGUUGUCUCGUUCAGUUUGCAUCAUUUUCCACAUUAGUUUAUUAAUUUUUUAAAAGUCUGCAUGAGAGUUCAUGUGUGUUUCUCUUAAUAUACAGAUCUUUGCAAGCAAUUCACCUUAAUAUAAAGCAUCUUUGUAAGUUGUUUUCCCUAAUAUGCACUUUUCUGUAUGCACUGAUCGACUGGAGACUUUUCUUUCUUUAAAAAAAUUAUACACCACUUGAUUGUAAAAAGAAAAAAACUGAAAAGUGGUUUGUAAAAAAGCUAAAUCAAUAAAAUUAUCAGUAAGAGGCAUUAAGAAAAAUUUUAGACUUUCAGAAAGUUCAAAUAACAAUAGACUAAAAACAGACAAAGUUGCACCAGCUUUCUAAACACCUGGCCUUGUGUAUAAAUGCUUUCAACAGGCACCGGAAAGAUUACAGUGAAGGCACAUAGCUGAUGUCAAUAGGCAGGGAGGUCCAACGUGUAGGUGCUGCCACACUUAAAGAUGGAGUUUUUAAAAAUGCAGAACGGGUGGCACCUGUAACAUUGCCGGUUCUGCAGAGCAAAGUGGUUGAGUGAGUUUAUAUGGGGUAAGGUGAUCUUGCAAGUAAGCUUGUGUCACAGAAUGCAGAGAAGUGUGUAUUUCGGAGGAUAGCUGUGUUUUUGGUUACCAUAGUGGUUUGGGAGUGUGUGAAUUUGGGAGGUGUGCAUUAAAAUUGGAAUUGCUCCAUUUCCCUAAUUUUAUCCAUCUGUUGCUUUAAUGCUGCAGGAGAUAACUGAUCUCAGUUUUAAAAUGUCCUCUGUUUUAAGGAAUUGGAAAGAGAGAAUGAAGACUUGAAAGGCAGGCUAAGGGAGAUCCAGCAGGAGCACCGGAUUCUAUUGGACAGAAUCAAUGGCCUGCAGCUGCAGCUGAACGAGGUAAUGGAGGUUUGCAAUGACAGCAGCUCAGAGGGCCCUUCCAGGGUGAUCUGGUGUGUUCAUGGGUUUAUGGUGCAUUUAUUUGCCUUUAUCCCCAUUUUACAGACUGGGGUACUGAAUGAGGUUGGCCAGGUUUCCUGCUGAUAAUGUUAUGUAACAAUAUAAAUCGAGAUAUGAUUCCAAUGGCUGUUUCUGUUCUUUGCAGGAGCAAAUGGUUGCAGAUGAUCUCGAAAGCGAGGUAAAGAAAAAAUCUUUCUUUUCCCCCACCCUAAACUUAUUUGUUGACAAUUCUGAACCUGAGGGAGAAAAUUCUUCCAUCUCUCUUGAACAACAACUGAACAUUUGAUUUGAAAUGAAAAAGUAAGGAAGGGAACUUUGCUUUUGGGGUCAGUUCUGAUAACGUGUUUGUCAUCCACUGUACCCACCGUAAGAUCUGCUCACACCACUCCCUAAAGCCAGGGCAAGAGUCAUGGGGGCUAACCUUCCUUGCAGGCUGAAUCCAGAAAGGAGGGUGUGCUUGUGUGCAUGGAUCAGAUCUACAGGGGAAGGACUGCAGCUCAGGGGUAGAGCAUCUGUCUUGGAUGCAGAACAUCCCAGGUUCACCUCUGACAGCGUUUCCAGCUAGCGUCGAGAGAGACUCCUGCUUGAAAUCCAGGAGAGCAGCUGCUGUCGGUCAGUGUAGGCUGCACUGAGCUAGAUGGACCAAUGGUUUUCCUAUAUUACUCUAUAUAAAACAGCUUCCUAUUUUUCUGUAAGCUACGGUAGGCUGGAAAGUAUCAUGUUUCUGUCCUGCAGGAUUUCCAUAUUCAUAUUUCUUAGUGCUUAAACAUUACCAGUAUGUUCCAUGUUGAUUUGUUGCUCACUUUCAGAAAGAUGAGCUCAGGAGGCUGCUGACAGCAAAGGAGAAGCAGAAGGAAGAAAGUUCACGGAUGCUUGAAGCUCUGAAGUCAAAGCUGAGAUUCUAUGAGGUACGUCGCCCUUUGGUGGGGAAGCCAGUUUCUGUUUCAAGUAGCCCUCCACUAAGUUAGCAAGAACUGGGAGUUGUGUUAUUGGGUGACAAGGCUAUAGUUACAGGGCUCAGUUCACUCUUGCACAGGUGUGCAGAGGAGGGCGACCAAGAUGAUUGAGGAUUUGGAAACUAAGCCUUAUGAGGAACGGUUGAAGGAGCUGGGUAUGUUUAGCCUGGAGAAGAGAAGACAGAGAGGGGAUAUGUUGCCUAUCUUCAAAUAUCUGGAGGUCUGUCGUGUGGAAGAUAGAGCAAGAUUGUUUUUUAAGGAGAAGUUGGGUGACCAUGAGUCAUGCAAGCUUUAGUUGAAAUUUCUGCAUUACAGGGGGUUGGACUAGAUGACCCUCAGGAUCCCUUCCAACUCUACAAUUCUGUUAUUCUGUGAAGGUAUUAAGUAUCAUAUGCAUUUCAGGAAAGUUCUCUGUGGAUUAAAGGUAAAGGUAAAGGGAUCCCUGACCAUUAGGUCCAGUCGUAGCUGACGCUGGGGUUGCGGCGCUCAUCUCACUUUAUUGGCCGAGGGAGCCGGCGUACAGCUUCAGGGUCAUGUGGCCAGCAUGACUAAGCCGCUUCUGGCGAACCAGAGCAGCGCACGGAAACACCAUUUACCUUCCCACCGGAGCGGUACCUAUUUAUCUACUUGCACUUUGACGUGCUUUCGAACUGCUAGGUGGGCAGGAGCUGGGACCGAGCAACAGGAGCUCACCCCGUCGCAGGGAUUCGAACCACCGACCUUCUGAUCAGCAAACCCUAGGCUCUGUGGUUUAACCCACAGCGCCACCUGUGUCCCACUAUCUGUGGAUUUCAUAAGACUAUGAAAAAAAAAAAUUCCCCCAUAGUCUCUGUGUAUUAAGACUAUGAAAAAAAUAGUGUCAUUCUGAAAACCUGAACCCUUGUGAACGGUUAAUCUGUAUCUCUCUGAACCAAAGUCUGUGUGUUUUGAUUUCAGGGUGACCACGGGGGAUCUGGAAACAGUUUUGGUAACAGUGAGUAUUGCUGUUCCUUGAUACCUUGUUUAGAAAGGGAAUCGAGCGCUAACAUUGUGGAGUUUUGUGCCCUUCUAUCUGCAGUUGUGGCAGUCAAGUGAAAGUGGGUAAUUUGGGGACAUACAGAAGCAGCAGGGCUAUAAAGUUCGCUGACCAUAUCUGUUAAUGUUGUAAGCUGCCCUGUGUGUAAAUUACCUUGGGACAUAUGUCCCAUUCAUAAAUUUAAUAAUAAUGAUAAUAUAGAGCAGGAACUGAGAACCUCAGACCUAGGGAUCGAAUGUGGCUGUCCAGGCCUCUCUGCCUCGCCCACAGUGCUCUCCUUAGGCCACACCUUUUUGACCCAAGCCACACCCCUCCCUGGCACUUCUCUGCCUCCUCCUCAAGUGCUUUUGUCUGGCUGGGAGGUGACCUUGGGCUGAAAGAGAUCCCCCACCUUGCCUUAGAUCUUGUGCUUUCAGGACCAGAGAGAUUUAUAGUAUUGAAUGGCCCCAACCAGCCUGCUACUCUGUGAUCCUCCAGCCUCUGUGAUUCUCUUGCCUCUCCAUUCCCUUUCUAUAGAUGCUGCCCUGAGGCCUGGUUCCCUUGACCCUCAGCAGUGGGGGUGUCCCUGCUUUCUAUGACAUCCCAGCUGCUCAGCUCCUGGCUACAGGGCCUUGCAGGAAGCAGCUGUCUGUUUAACUUUUAAUAAUGCAGGUUCCACCUUCUAAACAUAUAGCAGAUUUGUACUUUGUCAGGUUAGAUUGAACAAGCUCUUUAUUUUGUCUUUCUGUAGGGAAAGAAGAUGUUUUGCUGAAGCAGGGUUCUACGUAUUCUGCAGAACCACAGGUACUCCAAUUUGUUGGCUCGUUCGUGCAUUUGGGAAUGCUACGUGGGCAUCUGCAGUGUGGCUACUUUUCCUAUGAUGUUGAGCAUGUAAAAAUGCCAUUGGUGCACCUGGUCACUGGGCCGUCUCUUGGGGCUCCACAAUGCCGUCAUGGUGUCCAGUUGCUCUGUGUCCCUUCUCCUGUGGGAGCCUUGCUGUGUACUGCACAGAAAUGGAAGGUGUGGGCCAGCAACUGUCCUCUGGCAGAGCCAGCGAAAUGAACUACAGGCUCAUCCAUUACUUGGAUGUCACACUUAUUUGGCUGGGAAUCAGCGGAAAGCGGGAGGCUUGUUGCAAUUGCCCCAUUAGCAAGAUAAAUUGAGCUUCUGCCCUCAGCUUAGUAACUCGGUUACUGUGAUCCGUGACAGAUCCAUUACACAGUCAAAAUGUGUUAAUGGAGCAGAGGAGGCCCUUAAGGAUCUUCCUGGAUGAGCCUAUUGUCUGUCUGCUCCGUAUCCCUAACGGUCAACUGGCAGUGACCCCCCAGUCUCUCUGCUCACUUACCUGAGAUCUACUUACCUUUCAACUGGAGAUGUUGGGGAAUGGGCCUGGGGCCUUUCGUACACAAGACACAUGUGCUCUGCCAUUGAGCUGUAGGGAAGUUCUAAUGCCGUACAUCCGUGUUUCUCCAGCUGUUUUUGGACUACAACUCCCAUCAUCUCUAGCUCGCAACACCAGUGGUCAGGAAUGAUGGGAAUUGUAGUCCAAAAACAGCUGGAGACCAAUGUUUGGGAAAUGCUGCCCUACAUAAAAGCUAGUUAAAGAGGUGUGUGUGUGUGUGUGUGUGUGUGUGUGUGUUUGUUGGUAGAAGCCCCUCUCUGGAGUCUUAAGAAGUCCGUCUCCUUGUUUUCUAGCAGGCCCCUGCCUCAGCGCCAGCUGCCCUCCAGAGUAGAUCCAUGGUGAGGCCCCUGGAGCUCCUGAGCCCAAGCCUGUCUCCUGCUGCCUCCGAGGCGGAAGCUCUGAAACGGGAGCUGGGCAACCUGAGGAGCUGCUACGAUGCGGCCCGAGGGGAGGUGAGCAGGCUGCAGCUGGAGCUCUCCCACAAGGCGGCAGAGUGCAAAGCGCUGGCAGCGGAGUGCGAGAGAACAAAGCAGGAGUCGGACCAGCAGAUCAAGCAGCUGGAAGACGCCUUGAAGGACGUGCAGAAGAGGAUGUUUGACUCGGAAGGGAAAGUGAAGCAGAUGCAGACGCACUUCCUGGCCCUGAAGGACCACCUGACAAGCGAGGCGGCGGCCACCGGCAGCAAGGCGGUGGAGGAGCUGAAGGAGCAGCUGAAGGACACCAAGGCCAAGUACGAGGGGGCCUCGGCUGAGGUGGGCAAGCUGAGGAACCAGCUGAAGCAGAACGAGCUGUUGGUGGAGGAGUUCCGCAGGGAUGAAGCCAGGCUGGUGGACGACAACAAGAAGCUGCAGAGGGAGCUGAGCAUGUUGAAGGUGGAGCAUGAGAAGCGGGAGAGGAGGGCCUGCGAGGCGGAGGGUCAGCUGAAGGAGGCGGCGGCCAAGCUGGCAGAGAAGCUUGAGAAAGUGAAGAGCUCACUCUCAGGCGAAGUGGAGGAGAAGGCGCGGAGGUUGGCAGAGGCGGAGGCGGAGCGGCAGAAGCUGCGCACGGAGGCUCAGGGGCUGAGGGCGGAGCUGGAGGGCCAGAGAGGCCAGUUUGCCCAGUAUGUGAGGCCAGAGGAGCACAAGCAGCUGAAGGUCAGGUAUGAGCAGAAGGCCAGGGAGCUGGAGCGAGUGCAGGCGGAGCUGAAGCACCAGAGCCAGGCCUGGCAGGCAGAGGCGGAAAAGGCCAAGGCAGGCCACAGCCUGCUGAAGCAGCAAGUGGAGGCCCUCCGGAGCGAGAUGAAGAGCCAGUACGUGCCUUUGAAGAUCAGUGAGGAGGUGAAGCGGGCGAGCGAUGUCACGGUUGGGGAGCUGAACAAGAAGCUGGCGGAGAGCAGAGAGAAGUGUCAGAAGCACAGCGCAGAGGCAGAGAAGCUGCUGGCGGAAAACCUCCGCUUGAAGGAGACGGUUGGCCAGCUCCAGGCGGCUUACAUCCCUCGGGAGAAGCACGAGAAGGAGAUGAGAGCCUUGAAGCUAACCACGGCCGGCCUGGAGCGGCAACUCGCCGAGCUCAGCCAAAAGUACAGGGAGCAGCAAGCCAAGGCAUCUGAGUUUGCGUCCAAAAAUGCCACUCUUCAAGAGACCAUGGAAGAGCAGUACGUGCCGGUGGCUACUCACGAGGAGGUCAAGGCAGGGCUGAACAGCACUCUUGAAAGGACGGGCCAAGAGCUGCUGGAGCUGAAGGACAAAAUGGAAAGUGUCAAGCAAGAGUUUGUGAGGGUGAGCGAUGAGAACGGGACCCUGAAGAGGAAGCUGCGAACUCUGCAAAGCCAAGUGCAAGGAGGCGAAUACAUAAACACACGGGAGCAUGAAGCAAAAGUCGCCGCCCUCCAGAAAAACAUUCAGGAGCUGCAGGAGAACGGUUCCGAAAUGCAGGCAAAAUACCAGGCGAAGCAAGAGGAGGUGGCCCAGUUGCAUGCUGAGAUCAAGGCCCAGAAGAAGGAGCUUGACAUGAUCCAGGAAUGCAUCAAUUCCAAAUAUGCCCCCCUUGCCAGUUUCGAAGAGAAGGAGCGCUGCUUCGAGGAGACGGCGAAAGAACUGAGGAGCCAGCUGCAGAAGGAGAGGGAGCAGCGCCGAGAGAGAGAGGAGGAAGGCAAGAAAUGCAGCCAGGAGAACGAGAAGCUGAAGGCCAGGCUCCUGAGCGUCCAGAACGACUUGCAGCAGAACUAUGUCCUGGCGGAGAAGUCACACGAAAUGGAGCGGAUGUUUGCCAGCAAGAUGGACGGCCUCAACAAGCAGUUGUGCGAGCUGCAGCAGAAGUUUGCCGAGAUCCAGUGCGAAAAGGAGCGGCUUCAGGAGGAGAGCGCCCGGCAACGCUCCGAGGCCCGCGAGGCAGAGAGCCGCCUCCACGGCCAGUAUGUCCCACUGGAGCAGGUGGAAGCCCUGGAGAGGCAGCUCGGCCGCACCAUCGAAGAGCUGAAAGGGGAGCUGAGCAGCAAGGAGGCCAGCUGCCAGCAGGAGGUGCAGAAAUCCCAGGAGCUGCAGCAGGAGAUGGCCGAUCUCAAGGCCGCCUCUGUGCCCCUAGCCGAGCACCUCCGCAUCAAGGAGGGCUUGGAGAGGGAAGCAUCCGCCGCGAAAUCCGCCUUAAGAGAGAAGGAGGGAGAGAGCCAGGAGAGGGCAGAGAAGGUUGCCAAGCUGCAGUCUGAAAUCCAGAGCGCCAAAGAAGCCCUGUGGGAGCUGGAGAGCCGAGAGGUGGUUGGGAUGGCAGAGCACAAGAUGGUGAAGAGCAAGCUGGAAGGGCAAGUAGGCAGCAUGGCUGAGAAGCUGGCUGAGCUCAGCCGGAAGCUGGAGGCAGCCCAGCAAGCCAGGAUGGAGGAGGCACCCACCAAGGACAAGAAGGAGCCCCUGCAGUCCAGGAACUUCAGCAUUGAGCAGGAGAUCAAGGACCAGAAGGAGAGGUGCGACAAGUCCCUGAGCACCAUUGCGGAGCUGCAGAAAAGGAUCCAGGAGUCCGCAAAGCAAGUGGAAGCCAAAGACAACAAGGUGAGUUGGGCAAGGGGGUGGACUCAGUAGGCUAAAGGCCGGCUGGCAGCAUAUAAGGCACAAAGCAGAGGAUAAUGAAUGCAGAGGGAUCCUUGGUGGGAGAGGCAGCACUUGGACUAGCUUCUGACAUUAGCUGGGGGAGCAGGUAGGCCUGGAAGAACUGCUGCACUGCAGCCUUUGCCAGACUAGGCCUUCUGAGUAUUUUGGACUGCAACUCCCAUCAGCCCCAGGCAUGUAUGGCCAUGAUGGGUGUUGUAGUCCAAAACAUAAUAAGGCUCCAGGCUUGUGAAGGUGGUCCUGUAGUAGACGUAGACAACCUCCGAAUCCUGCCCAAAUCAAUUUGGAAGCCAAAUGCAGGCUGAUUGGUUGAAGUGGGGGUGGGCUGCACCCUUUAAGCCACAUUGGAAAUGGAUUCAGACAUGAUUUCCUUGCAUGAGAGGCAGACCUGCAGAGCUGGUUCAUCUGAUGAGGUGCUGCCUGUGGCUUUCAGCUCAUUGGGAAUUCAAAACGGGCUUCUUUCCUGUUGGUUAGUUCAAAAGCCCAUGUUUCAAAUUACCCAUAUUUUAAUUAUUUUUGCCAUCUUGCAUUUAUCGUAUUGUGCACCAGCCUGUGUUCUGUGGGGAGGAAGGGCAGAUUAAUAAUAAUAACAGACGUAGUGAAGUUCUGAACUGCUUCAUGCACAGCCACCUUCUUGCCACUCCAUCUCAGACAAAACAAUGUGUGUGCUGCGCUUUGACAACCCCGGUUUCCCUCCUUAAUAGACCUUUGCAAUGUGCAUCCAUGCACAGCUCCUGGCCCUGAGACAGUCCUUGUUUCCUUGCAAACUGGUGACUUGAAUUUUGGGGACUUUGGGGUAUCAUAGCACAUUGUUGUUGUCCCCCCCCCAGCCCCUAGCAAAGGGCCAGGGUUUUGGUGACCUUCCUGUUGCUUGCUUGGCUCUGCUCCAGGCAGGGCAGAAUACAGGUUGGAAGCAAGCAGCUUUCAACUUCUUUUUUUGCUUUGAUCACACAAGUGUAAGUCUGGGAUGGGAAACAUCUGUGGCUCUCCAGGUGUUGCUGGACUCCAUCUCCCAUCAGCCCCUGCAUCCAGCACAGCCAGUGGUCAGGGAUGUUGGGAGUUGUAGUCAUCGAAAUAUUUGUCAGGCCACAAGCUCCCCAUCCCUGUAGUAGAUGUUGCUGAGGAACCGCAGAGGAAAGGCUUACGGUUUGAACUUUGGCAAUGUCUCUCUUGAAGAUAACUGAGCUACUUAAUGAUGUGGAGCGGCUAAAACAGGCCCUUAACGGUCUCUCUCAGCUUACGUACAACAGCGGCCUCCCCACAAAGCGACAGAGCCAGCAGGUCGAAGUGCUCCAGGCGCAGGUGAAAACCCUCCAGCAGCAGCUGGCCGUAAGUAGUGAACUGCAGCCAUCGGGUGGUAGCUGAAACUUGUCUCAUUGAUCAGGGUUCUGGUGCUUGGGGGUGAGGGGAAGACAGCAGGACUGGGUGUGGUGACCAUCCUUGAGCUGUGGUCUUGCAUGAUGCUGGCAAACAGUUUAAGGUCCUAUAACCUUUGUUUCCAGUUUUUUAAAAAAUGUUUUUUCUGUUCUUUGCGGUUGCAAAGCUAAGCUGGAAAGUCUGUGGGCAAUUUUAUUUAUUAUGCAUUUACUUAGAAUCUUUGUUCCUGACUCUUCAGCCUUACAUAAAGUCAAAGCGAGACAGUCCCUACCUGCAGGCUUACUGUCUAAAAAAUAAAUGACACACAAGGGAAAAGGAACAUGGAGGGAAGAGGAAAAUAAAAACCCUGAACUCCAGCAUCAGUUUCUGAACAGUUGUUCCUAUAAUGGCUGGCUGGCACAGUUCAGGGGCAGGAGGUGCUUGAUGGAGCUGGGCAAUCAGCAAAGCUCUCCCAUGGCAGCAGUCUGAGGCAAUGGGUGCCCCCAGAUGACAGUUGAGGGGAGAGGAGGCCUGAUAGAGCAGAACAGAUGGCAUGAGCUCUGCUUUCCAGCUCAAUGCCUGGCAUGGCGUCUUAGGAAAUGAAGGGAUUUUUGUUGGCCUUAGAAGUAGGGUGCCAGCAUCCCUGUAAUGCUGUGCCUCUCUCCAAGACUAGGAAAUAUGGGAAACUGCCUGAUGGAGUCAGACCAUCAGCCCACCUAGCCCAGUAUUGUCUACACUGACUGGCAGCAGUGGCUCUCCAGGGUUUCAGGCAGGCAGUCUCUCCCACCCUUACCUGGAGAUGCCGUUGCGAUUGAGCUGGGGACCUUCUGCCUGCCGUAAACCACAGCCCUUCCCCAAGGGGGCUAGCGAAGCAGACUAAACUUUGAGAAUGUAACUCUGGAGAAUGACCAGGUGUGCUCUUUUAUCCUAGGAUGCUGAGAGGCAGCACCAGGAGGUCAUCUCAAUAUAUCGGACGCACCUUCUCAGUGCUGUUCAGGUACGUGUUCUGCUUUUGCUGCUGCCUGCUGUGUUGGGCAGUGAUCUUUUCGCACCCUUUUUGACUGAUGCCUGCUGAACCUGCCUUAGAUAAAUCUUCAAGGGAGGCAGCAUGGAGGGUUGUGGGGCAUGUUCCACAGCUUGCCUGUGUUGUUUGUUCCACCACAGUUUCUCUUACUCAGUAGGAACAGCUUGCUGGGGUUGGAGGGACAUCUCUCGCUACCCACUGCUUCCUUCUAUGAUCAGCCAGAGCCAGUGAAUAGUUUAGGCCAGUGGUUCCCAAAGCUUUCGGGGCAAGCUCCUCCUUGGUUUCAUAAACUCAUGCCCAGUGCCCCCCUACCCUAGAAAAAGCAUGAUUCAGAAUAGCAGUUUGCACAACUCACUAAGGAAGAUAGUAACACAACAACAAAAUUCAAAAUGGUUUCAAUUAAUUGCACAUUUAUUCUAGUACCCAUUAAAGCAGUUUAGUUUAGUUUAAUUCAGUUGAUAGUCCUUUACACCUCCAGCACACCCCUAGGGAAUCCCACUGCCCCCUGGGGGUGUGUGAUACCACCCACUUUGGGAUCUAUAGGUUUUGUCACUGCAACUGAAAAGUCACUGAAAAGUUCCAAGUCCUUCUGUGUUUUCUGCAGCUCUCCUCUUUGUUUUUCAGGGUCACAUGGAUGAAGACGUCCAAGCUGCCUUACUCCAGAUCAUCCGCAUGCGGCAAGGGCUUGUUUGUUAGGGGUGGGGGUGGGAGGGGGGGUCAUGCUGUUGGUCUGAAGGUGCCUACAGCUGUGAAAGCAUGCCUUCCUUCCUGCUUCGAUCCAGAAAGCGAAAAAAGGGCUAUAUUUACACAGUCUCGAUUUUUUAAACAAAGCAAAGGGGCUAUUAAUUGUUUGCCUACUAAACUUAGAAUUUGAAAGGUGAAAUGCCUGCGGUUUAGAUAUCUGGGUAGUCAAAAUGAUGACAAAAGCAAAGUUCUUCUGAAUGUCGGAUUGACAACGCAAAUGUUAUAAAACAUCAGGAAAGAAAACCCCUCUUUGCUCUUUUCCUGUCCAAACAAAACCCACUCUCACUCGACUGCAAAGUGUGAACAAAAGUGGGGGCCCCAAACCAAGUCAGUGUGGCCAAAAUCUUGUAACUCUUCUUCUUUUCCGAAUGGGUUUUACCCAGGGGCGAUUUUUCGGGGGCUGUGUCAGGUUGACUGUAUUUCUAGCCCAGUCAGGUGAAACAAGCGGUCAAGGAGGCUGCAAGGGCCAUGCUCCGUAUCGUUGCAGCUUGGCUGGCCGAGUUGCAUCUUCUUAAAUCAUUUUAAGAAGGAGUUGUGCCUUUCUAGCGCUGUCUUCACGAGCAAAAAAAUCCAUCUCCUACAAACGUUUUUGCGUGUUUUUUAUAAGAGAUAUUUUUUCACAGAUUCUUUGUUACUGAUUUACACAUAGUUUCAAGAGCAGCAGGGCUGAGGAAGACGUGAAUGAACAGCUACUGCCUUAUCUUGAAUUGCAGCAGCCUCACAUUUGUUUUAGAGAAUUCUCCGUUUUGUUUUCAGAAGCAAAGGACAUUUCCUGCAAUUAAAAAAAGGCGUAGUGGUGUCAGGAAAAAAAAGAGAGAACUCAGAGCAAACACUUGCAAAAACAAGGAGACGAACACACGUGCCUCUUGCUUUUUAAGAUGACCUUGUGAUCCCAUUUGCUUUUUUACUCCAAGUGUAUUUGGCCCAGCUGUCUUUUGCAAGCUGGGAGGGAGGGAUCACUUGUUCUUACCAAUGGCUGAGCUUGAAAAGGCUCAUUGAACCUCGUGCCAAGGAAAGAGGCAGCCUCUCCUGGAAGGGUGACCACUGGUGGUUGCAGCUUCACAUAGGAGCAAGCAAAUCUUCCUUCAUGUACUGGUUUCUCGGUGAAAAUUGGGUGGCCCCUCCCCUUUGGCCUGGCAGCUAGCUGGCUAGCGUCACCUGUGUCUCUCGGAGUGGCUGCCAGCACCUCCCAACCAACCUUCCUAGGGAACAAGCUCAUGAGAAUCUCAUGUUCUCAUGCAAUGAUCCUUUUGGACAUCCUCAGGUGCAAGAUGAUGUCCCUGGUGGGGGUUGUGCCUGAAGGAGCUUGUAUUCAUCCAGUCAUGUAUUCAUCGUGGACUCAUUGAAGUCAAUGAACUCUGGUGGGUCUGCUCUGAGUAUGACUUGGUUGGAUUGAGCCCCUAGACCUUUUCUCCCUAUAUGCAAAAAGUGUCGAUCACUCAAUAAGCCUCCCCACGAGCUGGAUUUGACUGACAUUCAAUUUCGUAGUGACUUCUUAAGAUGCUUUCUUCCUUUUUAAAUACUAUUGUUUUGUAAAUUUAUGUACUAUAAAUCACUACGGUGGCUUUUAUUUAUGCAGGGAGAAGCGUAGGUAGGAUGAGAGGUGUAACUCAGCUUAGUGUGUGUGUGUUUGUUUCUACAAAUGAACACUACAAGGCUUGAUAGUUUGUUUUAAGUAAAUGUGCAAUAAUUCUGAAAGCAGAAACGUUAAAUCCUGGGUUGCUGGAAGAAGAAACGGAAACUUUUGAAACAGAAAAAAUAUUUAAAAGGGGGCUGUUUUAGAGAAAUUCCAGUUUGGCGGUUGUAUUCUGCAGAGCUGGGAAUAAUCUCCAGGCAAACUUGCUUGCUGCUGGGAAACUGUUCAGGCAGAGCGCAUGCGCCGUUGCUUACUCCCACAGGGUGGUGUCUCCUUCCUCCACCAUUCCCACCUGACAUCCAUUCCUGGAGGCAGAGCUUGCUGCAGGUUGCCUUGCCUCUUAGUACAUGUUGCACAUGCUUGAGAAACCAGUGCCUCCAACCAUGAAGCAAGCCAAGUCCAGUUGCCUUCACUUUCCAGAUUGGCAGAUAGCAGGCACUUGACUCUCAACAUCAUUAAUUGGCUUGCAAGCAUGAGCCGCCCUUCCUAGGGGCAGAAUUGUCUCCUUGUUGCAGAGCUGGCCGUCUCCACUGAGAGGCCAAAAGGGGCUUCUUAUCUCCUGAACUCCCCAGAAGGGCUUGAACAUUAACUGGGUAGCCUUGGGGCAGGACUUCAGAAUCUGCAGAGAACAUCAGUGAACACACCCUGCUGUUAACUACCAGUCACUGCCUCUUUCUGAAGAAGGGCCCUGGGGUGGGGGAACCCAGUUCACCAAGUGUUCUUCGUGCUCUUAGCAGCAGUAUUUUCUUUACCAAAAACAACUGGACAGUAACUGAUUGGUUUUGAUAUACUAAUCCUGACAGUUUGGGUAUUGUAACUCUCCUUUUUUCUGGGAGGCAUUUUGUGUAUUUUUAUUCUCUCUCCCACACUACAUAUCAAUAAAGUUUUAUCUUCUGUGUUAUUGUUGCUGAGUGUUUCCUGUCCCUCACUGAGACUAUGGGCUGCUUGGGGGAAGCGAGUUUGACUGUGGAUUUGGGAGAAGAAUUGAAGAACCAUAGAGCAUUGGCAUAUGAUGAGGAGGAGGAGAUUUAUUCUCUGCACUUCAGAGUGGCUUAAAAUGAAAUAUUGAAACACCACAAAAUAUCCAACACAUAAGAAGAGCCUACUGAAUUAGGAAAUCUAGUUCAGCAUCCUGGUCUCACAGUAGCCAACCAGAUGCCCCAAUGGGAAACCCACAAGCAGAACCCCCAAG
Molecule: messenger RNA, 53324 nt
Organism: Podarcis lilfordi (Lilford's wall lizard)
Lineage: Eukaryota; Metazoa; Chordata; Lepidosauria; Squamata; Lacertidae
Source: the annotation of a GenBank genome assembly